GAAAAAGGAAGUUCCCAGCUAGAGUUUGCUGUAAACUUUUGUGAACAUGUUAUACGCAACCUGCAUAACACAUAUACUGCGUAUCCUGAUAGACGUCUCUCUUUCUCUCUCGCUGCUGACAGCUUAUUUGCAAUGCAGAUUGGGUCCUAGGUUAUUUGUUUGAAGCGUCACUUGGUUAUAAAAUAGGAUCACUUGGAGGUAUGUCUGGAAAUCAACGUAUUGUUGGGCAAAUGAUGUGACCAGACACAGACUACAAAGAGGGUAAGCGGAUUGCCCAUGAGAAGAGAAGAUGUCCAUGCUAACUCCUAUUCUCAGUCCAGUGGAGGUGAAGGCAUACCUAUCCAAAGGAGAACGCUUUAUCAAAUGGGACGAUGUGAGUAUACUGAUUUCUGUUUUUGCUUUGCAACUUCCUGUAUUUCCAAUCAUUUCCAGUUUUCUUACUUGCAGCUUUCCACUUUAUAUUUUACAAGUGAAAUAAACAUUUGCCCAGGAGCAAUGCUUGAUGCUAUAGACGCUGGACCCAAGGGAUCAGAAGCACAAUUAUCUGCUAAUUGAUACUGUACACACACCAUUCACCUGCUUCUGAAAUGGAAAAAAAAUACUGAUUAUCCCAGUGUGUUUUCGCCCUUUGACAUGGCGUGCAUAAGCCUUUAGCAGUCAGUCUUGGGGAGAACUGGCAGAUCAGUGUCACACAGUGUAGAGCGGUCUGGUAUUAUGCACAGAUUACGUAAUCAGCCUUAGAGUUUUGGCUUUUAUUAACAGUGUGCCAUACUUGGGAGAAAAGCAAGCAAUCUGUUAACGUUCAUUUAUCCUUUUGAGAACGUGCACUUAGUUCAAGGAAGUGUUUUAGAAGCAGUGCUUUACAAUAAUCUAUAACAGCACAACAAAGGUCUAUUAAGGGUAUGAAAUUUUAUAUAUUUUUUAAAGGUUUGCCUAACUUGGGAAUUCAUAUAUGUAUUUAAUAUUCAUGAACUCAUUCUGGUAAGACUGAUUUGUACAUGUUUACCAAUUUCGUUACACAGCCUUUACAAUACUGUGUGAGAUGUAAAAGGUUACGUUGUAUAAUGCCAUUGAGUGCUAGAAUAAUAGUAAUAAUAUAAUUAAUUAUGUUGUGUUUUAACGUAAGAAUGUUGUUAUUUUUUCUAUUUAAGAUCUUACAAGACACACUUCCUUUUUUUUCUAAAACUGAAAAUGUCUUGAAAAAUACUUAAAGGGACACAAUAGUCACCAUAACACCUACAGCUUAUUGUAGUUUUUCUGGUGAUUAUAGUCAGUCCCGGUAGGCUUUUUAAUGUAAAUGCUGUCUUUUUAGGGAAAAAGAAGUGUUUACAAUAAAGCCUAGAAACACCUCUAGUAGCCAGUCCACAGACGGCCACUAGAGGUGCUUCCUGGGGCGCUGUGCAUGAAGACGCUGAACUUCCCAUAGAGAUGCAUUGAUUCAGUGCAUUUCUGUUAGGAUAUGCUGAUUGUCCAGGGUGGCGUUUGGCAGUGAUUGUGGUGUUUGAUGUAGAGCUGAUGGAUUUUAUUGGGGUUGAAUAGAGGAAUGGUGGAUUUUCUAUAUUUUCAUUUUACUAAUUAGCUUACAUUAUUUUUAAUGUAAUUCAACAUUUAUCAUUUUAAUUUAAGAAGCAUUUCAGAAGUGGUCUGGAAAAGGAAUGGUUAGUAAAAGGGAAUCUUUAUUUCCCUGGAAAUUACACUGUCGAACACAAACAUGUAUUCCUGACCCUAUAUUGGUAAACCCAGUUAACCCACCAUCUAGCCCCUCAUGCCUCCCUAAAUAUAGUAAAAAUCUUACUGUAUUCAAGCCAGAAGCUGUAAAUCUGCAUGCUGUUAGACGCAGAAAAAUAAGCAGUCUGCUGACAUCAGAAGUGGUAGCCUGAUCCAAUCACAAUGUUUCCCCAUGGGAUUGGCUGAGACUGACAAGGAGGCAGAUCAGGGGCAGAGCCAGCACAAAUCAAGCACAGUCCUGGCCAAUCAGCAUCUCCUCAUAGAGAUGAAUUGACUCAAUGAAUCUCUAUGAGGAAAGUUCAGUGUUUGCAUGCAGAGGGAGGAGAUACUGAAUGUUUGGAUGCAUUUUAGGCAGCCAUGACCCAGAAAGGAUCUUUAACAGCUAUCUGAGGAGUGGCCAGUGAAGUUAUGACUAGGCUGUAAUGUAAACACUGCAUUUUCUCUAAAAAGACAGCGUUUACAGCAAAAAGCCUGAAGGCAAUAAUUCUACGCCCCAGAACAAAUUCAAUAAACUGUAGUUGUUCUGGUGACUAUAGUGUCCCUUUAAAUUAUCUUAAUUUAAAGGGACACUAUAGUCACCCAGACCACUUCAGCUCAAUAAGGUGGCCUGGGUGCAAGGUCCCCCAGGUUUUAACCCUUCACAUGUACACAUAGCAGUUUCAGAGAAACUGCUAUGUUUACAUUGCAGGGUUAAUCCAGUCUCUAGUGGCUGUCUUCCUGACAGCCGCUAGAGGCGCUUCUGCGAUGCUGGAUGUGAAAAUCGCAACCAGUGUGCAGUAGUUCUUUGAAAGCAUUGAGAAAUGUUUUCCUAUGGACUGUUUGAAAGCACACAGGGCUCUUGCCGCGUAUGCACAUCCCGCUGCACUCGGGAGCUGAUGUCGGCGUAGGAGGAGAGGUCACCAGCGCCAAGGAAGCCCGGCGCUGGAUUAAGGUAAAUAACUGAAGGGGUUUUAACCCCUUCAGCGCCAUUGGAAGAGGAACCUGAGGGUGGGGGAUGAUAUAGUGUCAGGAAAACGAGUUUGUCGUAACUAGUGGGAACCUGUUUUUAUCUGCAGCUUCAUUUUCUUGUAAAUAUAUGUUAAAGAUCAUACAACACAUUACAAUCCAGUUCAGCCCUGACACAACCAAGGCACACAUUGUAUGAAAGUAGAAGUAUAACAAUAUUAAGCAUUGUCUACUUUAGUUCUCUUCUCUGUAUGCUUCCUCUAUGCUGACUGCCAGGUGCAAAGGACAGAGCUAAUCACAAUGAUUGAAAGGGAGACAAAAUUGAGCCGCCAAGUCGCAGGCUCAUGAGAUGUGAAUCUCUACAUUUAAUUUUAGUUUUCACAUCUCAAAAACAUGUUUAUGAAAUAUAAGGGAUAAGUAAACGGAAUAUUACAAAUCAUUGGAGAUUACAGUUAGCCUUUAAUAGGAUUGACAAAACUCUAAAUAUACAUGAUAGCAGAAUGCAUAAUUAAUGCACAGUAAUACACUUUGAACACAAAUAUAGAUCAAAGUGAAACUGUUGCCUUUCUGUUAGUGUGUUGUCAUAGAGCAGGGGUUUCCAACCAAGUCCUCAAGUACCCCCUACCAGUCCAGGAUUUAGGGAUUACCCAGUUGUGUCUAAGCUGUUUUAGAAGAAAAAAAAAAAACACUUUAAACACAACAGGGUAAUCCUUAAACCCUGGACUGGUAGGGGUACUUGAGGACUGGGCCUGGGUUGGUAACCCCUGUGACAUAGAGAAUGCCACAGUCCCUCAUGAAAUCCCAUGAAAACCCUAGGAUCAGCUUGGCGUGAGGUCUACUUGACCUGUAUCUGACUUUACAAAAACAAGUAGCUGACGCCUUUUGUUACAAAUUGGAGAGGGGGUUUAGUCAAUAAAAUGUAGAUGGAAGGGGGAAUGCAAAUAUUAGGCCAAAAUCGAUGAAAUAGAAAAUAUUGCAAAUUUGGAGGUAAUUCUUCUUUGACUAUUUUGGGCUAAAAUUUGCAGUUCCUUUUUCAAUUUUCCACAAUUUGUGGUUUAGUGAAUAAUUCCAUUCAGUGAAUUAUAUGGAUACAUUAUUAGUUUGUUAUAUAUAAAUUAUUACACGGUUUUAUUUCGACUAGAUAAUCCCCUUUUCUACUACCUUAGUACAGGGAUUCUUGGACUGGUUUUCCCAGGGACCCAAAUUAGGUCAGAGCCAAUAACUUGGUGACCAGCUCAUCAAUUGUAAAAUUAGUUAAGUUAGUGUGUCUUAGUUUAAUAUACAGUACACACCAAUCUAACUUCUGGAAAUUAGUCUCAGGAUGAAAGGGGUCUUCAUGUUGCUAUGGAAGGCAGUGCCAAAACGGCAAACAAUUUGCAAAUUAUGUGGAACCUCAUGAGAUUACAUGUGUGUUCCAACCACUGGGAACCCACUGAAAUAGCAUGAUGCCACACUAUUAGAUAUCAUCCCAGAGAUGUAAGGGACACUAUAGUCACCAGAACAACUACAGUUUAAUGUAGUUGUUCUGGUGUAUAUAGUCAGUACCUGCAGGCUUUUAAUGUAAACACUGCCUUUUCAGAGAAAAGCCAGUGUUUACAACACUUAAUAGUAACACCUCCAGUGGCAAUCAGUCAGACAGCCACUGGAGGUGCUUCCUGGCUCACGGCUGCUCCAUGUGCAGCACUUACAUUAAGCGUCUCUACUCUCUUGAUAGUUGCUAAACACUUGCAUUGAUUUAAUGCAUCUCUAUGUUGAUAGUCCCAGCACGGCAUUUAGCAGCGCAUGCACAAUAAUGGUAUUCCCCCCUUUACAUACACUCGCGAGUACAGACAUACUCGCGAGUGUACUUAAAGGUGCCUCGCGAGUACAGACAUUCCCGCACCUCUUCUGUUUGCAAGUGAACAGUAAAUUAAAGGUUCUAUUCUCGCUCGGAGCAGCUCAGUUCAGUGUCAUUGGGGCAAGAACUUUUCACACCCUCUGACAUGGUACAGGUUAAUGAUCUCAAAUUUAUAAUGCCUACUCCUAGCUGAACAUACAGGUGAUACUCAAAAAAUUAGAAUAUUGUGCAAAAGUUCAUUUAUUUCAGUAAUGCAACGUAAAAGGGGAAACUAAUAUUUAAUUACAUUACAUGCAAAGCAAGAUAGUUCAAGCCGUGAUUUGUCAUAAGUGCCAUGAUUAUGGCUUACAGCUCAUGAAAACCCCAAUUCCACAAUUUCAGUAAAUUAGAAUAUUACAUGCAAUCAAUAAAACAAGGAGUGUACAUAGAACAAUAUCGGACCUCUGAAAAGUAUAAGCAAUUACUGCAUCAAUGCGGUGUGGCAUGGAAGCUAACAGCCUGUGGCACUGCUGAGGUGUUAUGAAAGACCAGGAUGCUUCAAUAGUGGCCUUCAGCUCUUCUGCAUUGUUCGGUUUCAUGUCUCUCAUCUUUCUCUUGCCCAUACAUUGUCCAUAUUUUGCAAUCGACUGCCAUCCAGUGAAAGGUUUUACCCAGCCAUUUUCUAUAACUAUAAUUUAGCAGCUUAGCUGCAUUAGCCACAAUUCUAAGGAUUCAAAGUUAAACCAUAAAUGCUUAAAGGACCACUAUAGGCACCCAGACAACUUCAGCUUAAUGAGGUGGUCUGGGUGCCUGGUCCAUCUAGGGUUAACCCUUUUUUCUAUAAACAUAGCAGUUUCAGAGAAACUGCUAUGUUUAUGUUAGGGUUAAUCCAGCCUCUAGUGGCUGUCUCAUUGACAGCCGCUAGAGGGCUUCCGCGUUUCUCACUGUGAAAAUCACAGUGAGAAGACGCCAGCGUCCAUAGGAAAGCAUUGUGAAUGCUUUCCUAUGGACUGGCUGAAUGCGCGCGCGGCUCCUGCCGUGCAUGCGCAUUCAGCCGAAGAGGAGGAGAAGAGGGAAGAGGAGGAGGAGAGCUCCCCGCCCGGCGCUGGAGAAAGAGGUAAGUUUAACCCCUUCCUCUCCAUCCAGCCCGGCGGGAGGGGGACCCUGAGGGUGGGGGCACCCUCAGGGCACUAUAGUGCCAGGAAAACGAGUAUGUUUUCCUGGCACUAUAGUGGUCCUUUAAAGUGAUGAAGAGGUGUUUCUAAACAAAGUGUGCAACUAAACUGCUAACAAAUACAAAUUGGCACUGGAUUGACAGAAAAUGGCCCAGUGGGCAGGUUUAUAUUACUUUUCCUCCCAAUUUAAGGUUUUCAGAUGAGUAAAACAUUAAAGAUAAAUGGUACAAUCUGGAAUGAGAUUUUUUUUUUUUUUUUUUUUACUGUUUGUUUUAACUGAAUAAAAGCCCACUGGAAAUCACUAAAUACAUCACUGGAAAUAAAAUCACUGGAAAUCUGCAGUUGCAGUAUCAGUUAUGCCUGUAAAUUACUAUUGCAAUGCAAUACAUACAUUGGGAAGGGAAAAAAGGAUUGUUUCACUUUAAGUACAUUUUAGUUUUACAUACAUGCUCUGGUCCCAUUGUGUACUUAAAAGUGGGGUAUGCCUGACGUCUGCCAAUGUUUCCUUCUGGGAAGGCAUUGGAUUGGAUGAGAUCAUCAAAUUUGUGGGGGCAGCGCCAGCCACGAAGAGACUCACACGGUUCUGGGAAAAAGAUGAGUAAAUCACCCUUUUUAAUAAGGGUAAGGGGGAGGGCUGAGCCUCUAAAUGGCUAUUUGAAACCUAUAGUGUCAGGAAUACACAGCCACUGCUUUGGGAAAAUAAAGUGCUUCACACAGUUUUUAAAAAAAAAUUUGUUUUAAACAAGAUGAUUCUAAAAUAGUAUGUGCGCUCCUAAAUGAUAUAUAAAAUCAAUAACAAAAAUUGUCUCUCAAGAAUCAUUAGUUUUAUAAGGGAUAAACUCAAUAAUUCACAAGAUAUCAUAGGAUCUCUGCUUAUCACACAAUAGAAACUACCGGUAAGUAACCAGUGUUACAAUGCACCCCAUACACACUAGAUGAUACUGCAAACAAUAUAAACACUGUGAUAAACCAAUAUAGAGCUUCAAAGCUGUGAUGUCUACUAGGGUGAUAUAUGGGAUAGAAACUCCUAGCAGAGCCCCUCACGUCAUGAAAAAAGCAACAGUAUCACACAAUGAAGCAGCGUGUUGCAACCUGGCCCACCCACACACCAGUUUGCAACACGCUGCUUCAUUGUGUAAUACUGUUGCGCUUUUUUGUUUUGCACUAGAAUUUCAAAGGUGAUACAUUUUAUUUUAUUUAUUUUUUAAAAAUAAUAUAUAUAUAUACAUAAAUUAAAUUUUUUGCAUGUUGUUUAAUAUAUUUCCUAUAUGAUGCAUUGUAAUGCUGGUCAAUAACCGCCUGGAGUAUCCCUUUAAACAUUUUGUAUUCAUAUAAUAUUGUAAAGCGCUACAGAAUCUGUUGGCACUAUGUAAAUGGCAAAACACACAGAGCUACCUUUAAAGCCUUCAGUAUGAUUAAACAAAUAGACAGAGCAUCACAAAUCUUUGCAGAUGUAGUAGAUUUCAACAAAAAUCAAACCAGGAAAUAUUGUAUUGCUUCUUGACCCACCAAAUUCUAAAAUGUAAGCUAUAAUUGAACAGAAAUUUGCCUAUGGAUUUGCAUUGAUUUUCAUGGCAAAUUGCACUCAAAUAGUGCCACAACUGCUAAACAAACUGCGGUUAGUACAGGGAGAUCAUAAUCCCUCUAUACGAAGACAUAUGAUGCCAAAGAUCAACCCAUGCAAAACAAAUAGUUUGUCUGCAUUUGUGACAUUUAUACAUUUUUUUUUUUAAAUGUGUCUUACUAUUAUUUGACAAUGAUGUGCAGUGUAUUGAAAUUAGUGUCUAGCUCUUAUAUGUUUCUGAUGCAAAUUAGCAUUAGCAUCAGUCAUUAAACCACAUUCACACUUUUUCAAAAACUAAACUGUAAUCUGUAACAUGUAUGGCAUAGCUUCACACCUACCUGUUUGUUGCAGCCGCUUGCUUUAUUGCAUUGUUGGUGUCUGCAAUUAAUAUUAUAACAAAGUUUGUUAGGGGCAGGGUUAACAGCAUUUGUUUCUGAACAUUGCGCCUACUUUGAAACAGAACUGUAAGAUACCAUUCCUUGAUAUGACCUGUUCAUUUAACCCUCUUUGUACUGAGGCUAGUUUACAUCUCUCAUCAGAGGCAUUUUCAUUGUGUUUGUUUAAUUGUUUUUGUUUUUCUGUUUGCUUUUUUUAUUUUUUUUUUAUUUUUUAAUGUUUACGUUUUAUUGCUCAUCCAAGAGGUUACACAAUAAUAUGAAAACAUCUAUUGGGUGCAUUUGUCAGAUAAUUUUCUUAGAGGUUGCAAUAGUUGUCUACAUACAUCACAUUAGUAUACAGAUACAUAAUGGCUCUGCUAAUAUUACAGAAUAAAAAAGUGGGUUAUAUAGCAUAUCUCUGCAUAUAUGUAGGAGUGCGUCUGUAGAGAUUUACUAAAUCGAAGUGAGGGUUUGUCUAUGUCUCUAACCCAUUUCUGCUAGAAUUGUAGUAGCUCAUCAGAUAGGGAGGCUCCGUGUGAUAGGUCCGGCAUGGAGAAAGUAGGGAUCAUGGAGCACUCCCCUAGGACUAGUAGGUGUAUGUUAAGAGUAUUGUUGCUCCAUCAUAGUGAUACAUGCAAUUUAAGGAUCAUAUGACCAACCCUCAUCGAAACUGUACAAUUGUAGGAUGGUUCUUGUGAGCCCUAAUUAUGCAAACUCAGUGGAUGACAUAACUAAAGUUUGGGAUUAUAGACAUUUCGAACAUAUUAAACUCAGAAACGGGCCCAAAAAGUGCCCAGUGCUGCCUGGGGGGUGAGGGUUCGUCAAGAAUCUACCUUAUAGCUUACAAAUAAAAGUUGCUGGGAUAGGCAUAAGAGGGAUACCUCAUGCCUUCUCCGACCGUUCGGAGUGAGUAGUUCCGUCUAUAGCAGUUUGUCAGUAAGUAUGUAUAUCUCCCGGGUUGCUUCUCCGCGGUCCAUGCCACUUCCCAUCACCGAGACUAUAGUGUUGUCUCGUGGAAAGGAAAUUACGUGUGAUCUAGAAAUCUCAUAUAAGUGUCUAACCAUUUUUGCUGAAUGAAUUUCAACCAUGGUUCCCAUAUUUUAUUAUAUAAGGCAUAUUUUAUUAUAUAGGGCAUAAUUAUCGGUAAACGAGUAGUGAAGCUCCUCCAUCACCCUCACCAUCUGUUUUCUAAAUCCAUUCUCUUAUUGUUGGGGCUGUGGUUUGUUUCCACUGCAUUGGAAUGAGUAGAUUAGCUGCUAUAAUCAAGUGAUUUAUGAGAAUGCGUUCUGUCUUGGAAAGCGGGGUUGGGUGUAAGAGGAACAUCAUCGUCGUAGCUGUGUUGGCUACAUGUAUGUCUGUAAUACUGUAUAUCAGGAUUGAUAUUCGUUCUGUUUGCUUUUUUUUUUUUCUGUGUCUCUGGUUUUGUAGUGUUAGGCACCUGUAGAGCUUGCUGUUUUUUCUGUCUGUCUCAUCCCCACUGGAUCGCACACUGUGACCUGUGGACUUGUUGGCUAAUUGGCUAUUUUUGGUUUAUUUUGGUGUCCCUGUCCAUGUGGUAGUUUUUAAUAUAGGAGAUUUGUUUUGAAUAAUUUUCACUAUUUUAUUGGCAACCAGUAUGGGGUAGGUGUUAUGUAGCAUUCUUUUGGGGCUUGCCAGUUAGCCUGGCCGCAGCAUUUAGUUCAGGAUGAUCAUAAAUUGUAUUGUAGUACUGGAGACAGAUUGUCACCACUACAAACAUACAAUAUUAAGCCCUGCACUUAAACUGCCACUACUCCUGAGUGGCAGCAAUGACUAUAGUACACAUCAGCCCCAAUAUAAGUAUUUUUUGGGGGGGAAAGGGUAGGAACAUGGAAGAGAAAGGGGGUAACCCUGGAUAGAGAUAUCCAAUAUCUGGGCUCAGUCUGCUAUUCCAGCAAUAUACCAAUCAAUUAAUUGAUCUUAAGGUUGCUAGUGACAUAAUUUUCCUAGCCUCCCAUACAUAUAUUUUCUUUUUAUGAUAUAAACACCUAUCAUUUCAUAUUUCUUUUGAUAAUCCGGUAUAGUUUUUUCUUUAUUUUAUAUUGAUUAUUCUUAUUAUCAAUUUUCCUUUCGCUUUACCUUUUAAUACACUAAUAGCAAUAUUUUUAAUUAAUAUGUUAAACGUUAUGUUUUAGCCAAAUUGAUACUCUUAGGCAAGUACUUCUCUAUGUGUCAGGCCCAAUAUAUACAAUAAAAAGCAAAGAGAAAAGCUACUUGCUCAGUAUACCAUAUUCCUAUGCACAUUUAAAUAACUGGAGAUGUUUAGCAUCGGUCCAAUGGCCAUUAACGUGUAAGCUCACCUGCCACGUCAAGGCAAAACCUCCUCGGUGAGUCAUACACUAACAAUUCAGCGUGCUGUCUUCAGCUCUAGGUAAAAUGUCUCUGAGACAGAGAGGGCUAUUUUUCUAGACCCUUACAUACUUCUUAACCCUUAAUAGGGAACACAUGGGGUGGGGGCAGCAGCACUGUAACAUGGCUGUGUAAUUCAAAAGCAUACAAACAUAUUUUGGGUUAUAAAUGGGUUAGGACCAACCAUGCACCGUCCCUGCUCAGUAUGGAUCCAUGGCAGAGCCCGCAUAUUCACUAGCUGCCUCCAUAACUGCUAAAGUAUUAUGGUUAUCUGCCGCCGUCCAACACAAGAUUCGAGUGAAAUGUGCAGUUGUGAUCACUCUGCCCCUAUACUUCCUAUGGCUCCCUGUUGAGGAAAGAGAGUGAAAAAGAUACAAACUUUUUAAACUCUUUUCUCAUUGGGGAAUACUGAAAGGCUGAGAUUUCAGAUGUGAUAAGAAAUACCAUAAGCAUGAUGAAAUCUUCGAUAGUGACAUAAGGAUUGCCAGAUGACGACAUGUUGGAAACCAAGGUGAAAAAUAAUUGAGGGAAAAGGAGCAUAUUUUGGGCAGCAGAUCAGAUGAUAAUUGCUACCACUUUCUCAUUUAGGUUCUAUGCUGCAGGCUGUAAAUAUUGUUAGGGCUGCGUGGCACAUCACUAUUUUGUGAUUAUAUGUUCUGCUCGUGUUCGUCAUAGCUGGUUCUGGGUUUUCAGCUAUGUGUCACUCCAUGUGCCAGUCAAACAGAUGCACACAUUGAUCCCACAUGUUGUACUGAAAUGACUAUGCAACAACACAAUAAAAUACUGGUAGCUCGAGCUGCUUUACCUAGGCAAUGAACUACUCCUGUGCCCUGGCCCAGAUCUGUAAAAAAAAACAAAAAAAAAACAAUCCCAUUGCUAUUGUGGUGCUAAAUGUCUGUAGACCAGAAUUAUUGAAGUUUAAAGAUUGAUACUUCCUGUAUUCCACUAUUGUCCAUUCCUGAAACUGUAACUGUAUGCCACCUUGUUGACCUCUGUUCUGCUGUUUAGACUAUGUAUCUUCAUCACCUUCACUGACCUAGAGGAAUGCACUGGACCUCUUACUGCACCCAUCAGCUCUAAUAACUUCUACUUUACUGAUUCCUGCUGCAGACCUCAUAUCUUUGUUUCAUUUUCCCUUUCUGGUGAUAUGUUUGUCACCAAUUAGAUUUAAUCUGUCUCCUCUGAGACCACAGUAUAUGUCCCAAACUGAUGCAGAGGAGAAAAAUCCAUUGGUUUACUAAUAUGCUGGAUCGCAUCCCUGUCUAAAGAGAAAAUUGCUUAAUUAAACAGUUUUAAUACGAUGUUAAAGACCUGAAAAUAAUCAUUACAUUUAACAUUGGCCUGAUAUUUUUGGAUAAGCUUAUCAAAUGAUUUAUUAGUGAAAAUUCCCAUAAUCAUUAAAAGAACACUAUAGCGUUAGAAAAACAAACCUGUAUUCCGCUGCAUUUAGCUUCAGCCGCCCCCAAUCUAAAAAAAAAAAAAAAAUGGAAAAGUGGGUUUUACACACCUGUUUUUACCAGCAUCGAGAUCCAGUACAAUUUGUUAGUACUCACAUAACACCCUCAGCCAAUCACUGCCCUCCUUUGGUGGCCAGGGUACUAAUUAUUUGUUAAAUUGUAAGAAAAUUAUAUCAGAUCAAAGACCCAGUAAAAAAAUAACCUCUAAAGGACCAAUGACAUGCAGGGAAAGAGAUGGAUAACUAGAUUUGCCUAAACCUUAUGGAUCCUCUGGGAUAAACAAAGAUAGAUCCAUGAGUACAUCUCCAAUUAUGCCUUUCCAACCUUAAUAGUGGAGCCUUAAAUGUGUACUUCCACACAAAGCUGGAGACCUACCUUUAGCUGGACCUGCCUUAGCAGGGUAACUUUUUUUUUUUUUUUUGCCAUCAUAAGAUAUUCAUAGGAGAGACCUACUGGCGCCCCAUCUUAUCUCAUUUUUCCUUGCAGAUUCAGAGACACAGCGUACAUUAAAAGGUAGAACAAAAGUCAAAAGGGAGAAGGAAGCAGAUCUGUGGGUUCAGCAGGAAAUUAAGUCCGUGUUUAGAAGAAACGAGACAUGCUUUAAGCAUGUGAAUAGAAUAUGCUGUUUUAUUACAUGAAAAAGAUGUCUACGUUAACCCUCGCCCCAAAAAGUAACCUCCUACGUGAAUGAAAGGAGUAUCUACCCACCAUAAGUGUUUUACUGUAGCAACAUGCAAUUCUCAAUUAUAAUGGAAAACCAUUUGAAACUGGGAAGAACAUCAUUAAGGCAAUCUUUAUCUUCUGCCCCAGAGUCCUGUCUGAAGGUUCCUGGAUGCUGAUGUAUUCCCAGUACAUCAUUAGACACUAAUGGAAUCUGUCUGGUUGUACAGAUGGAUUUUUUUAUAUUUAACAUGUCCUGUUUGUAAAUGCAUGUGGGGAUAGUUUCAUGGCUGCAAAGUCGAUGUUGACUAUAUCAAACAAGGCUACUCCUAAAAAUGGUGUACUCUUAAAACAUCUGUAAGCAAAAAAUUAAGAAAACCGUGAAAAUGAAACUAAGGUGCAGAAGCUUUGAAAUAAGGUCCUCAAACUGACUUUUAUAAGUUUAUGUUGCAAGUCACUCACAGUGGCCGUCUCUACAUGUGUGUUGCAUACCAAGUGUCCCUGUAUAAGGGGUUCAGUUCCGAUCUGGACUGAAAACAGGCUGGUUUUGUUUUACAUCAUGGUAUCCCUCUCUUCUAGGAACUCCAUGUUUUUUAUGUGUUUGGAAACUAUAACAGAGCUUUAUAGCAAUAAAUCUCCUAAUUAGUCUUUAAACUCCUAUACAUGUGUUUAGAAAUUAGUUACAGCCUUGUUUUAAAUGACACUUUCCUGAAAUAUCCCAGAAUUGCUCUGUUCGUAAAAUAGCAUUGUCCCACUUUGGCCAUUUGAAAUGUGGAGCAGUAUUGUCCUAAAACCUAAUGCAGACAUGUUGACAGUGAUUAUAUUUACAUGAAUUAAUCUAUCAGCUGAAUUUGUAAUUUAAUAAACAACUGACUAUCUUACAUAUGGAUUAGACCAGUGCUCUCACUUGUGGUCUCCUAACGAGGCACACUGUUUUGAGAAGGGUACACUACACUGAGAUCUCCCUAGCACUUAUGUCGGUCUUUGUAGCCAGCUCACAUGGGGGGUUAUUUAUAAAAUGUCUUAACACAGUGAAGGAGUUUAAGCAUGCGUGGGAUAGGCAUAAGGCUAUCCUAACUAUAAGAUAAGGCUAGGGACUAAUGAAAGUAUUUAGAAAAUUGGGCAGACUAGAUGGGCCGAAUGGUUCUUAUCUGCUGUCACAUUCUAUGUUUCUAUGUUAAAACAAGUUUGAAAAUGAUAUUUUUUUUAGCACAUCCCAGUUGCUGAAAACAGUUUACAAAAGAUAUAAAUUGUUUUCCUAAUAGUAAGAUUUCAUUAUUUUUUGCUGAGAUUUCUCAGCUGUGCAAAUUUGGGCUAUGUACUAUAGCGGCUAUCUUCAUUGUAUUUCCAAAACCUAUGUAUUAGACUCAUGUCAACCGCAAUCUUAAUUACAGAUUUUUAUUGGUCAAUCUCUCUUUUAUUCAGUGGUUAAUGCAAAUUACAGACAAGAUAGAGUGUAAAAUUAUAUCGGACCACGAGCUUAAUAGGUAAAAUAAACAGAACAGCAACAAAAACAACAUUCUACUGUGUUUUCUAUUUUUUUUGUGUGUGUGUGUGUGUGUGAGUGCGAGUGUGUGUGUGUGUGUGUGUAAAAUAAAGAAGUGAUACUCCUUGUAAUUUGUGUUGAUCAGAGUUCAAGUUUUGCAGUAAAUAGAUCUACAUAGGCAAAAAAUCAUGAAAAGUACUAAGUAGGAUAGUAGAGAGACAAUUUAAACUUAUAUAUGUUAGAUUGCAAGCUUAUUCUGUCAGGGUCCUCUUCACCUUCUCUUCCAGUAUGUCAAUCAUGUUUUGAUUGGUGUUUCUUGUUGUUCACUAAAACCAAAAAUGAUGAAUUUUUAACAUUUUCAACUGGCAUGGGUUCACCUCUUGGUUUUGUACUUAGUCUAAGUAACCACAUUAGAUUGAUAAUUCCUUGGUGAAAGUAUAUGAAUAACAUUAUAUUUCGGAUUGAAUUAUUUAUUUUAGUUGCCUAGAUAAUAUUGGCUACCGUAUGUUCAUAUCAGAGAGGCUACCAUUGUUUUUACAAGAAGUAUGGAUAUUGGCUUAAAUAUGUACUAACAUUUUUAUUUUCUAUUCAGGAUACAUCUCUGGCCUCUCCUGUAAUCCUACGAGUGGAUCCUAAAGGUUAUUAUAUGUACUGGACAUUUCAGAGCAAGGUAAAUAAAUUAAUCAAUCAGUCUGGGAUUAUAAGAGUCUAUCACCUGCUUACUCAUCGUUCACUAUUAGACUUAGAAACUUUCCUCGACAAGGCCUUAGCGACGGUGGUACCAUUAUCUCAAGUAUUUUAUUGCCACAAUCACUUUGCCACAUUUAUAAUAGCGGUCUAUUAAGCCUUUUGUGACAUUAUGCACUGCUUAAAAAGACUUUUACACCCAAUUUCAACUUUUUAUUUUAUCUUUUUACGAGAAAAUGGGAAACAGGCCGUGUCAUAGUUGAGGCGUAAAUAUUCUGUCUCUUCUAGAUACCAAGAAAUUGCAAUUACAAUAUUGACCAGAUGGUAUAACACUCCUGUUGUUAUUUUCAUUGAGUUUUCUAGCAAUUGUUGGAGAUGUGGAAGGGCUCUCGGAACUUACUCAUGUGUGGUGUGAUUGUGCUCAUAUUAUUGGUUAGCGUAAAUUUGCUCUGUAUAAAUGAUGCUUCAGUCCAGGUCAAGGUAGACAAAAUAGCUUCUUGAUCCAAGGAGAUAUCUGACUGCCAUUUUGGGGUCAAAAAUGAAUUUUUUCCUAGUUUGUAAAUUGGAAGCGUUUCAGACUGGGUUUUUUGCCUUCUUUUGGAUCAACGGCAAAAAUAUAUGUAAGAAAGGCUGAAUUUGAUGGACACAAGUCUCAUUUCAGCUAUGUAACUAUGUAGCUAGUACAUGGUACAUGUGAGUCAGCUUUAUUUAUUAAAAUACUUUUAGAUGUUAAGAUGUAGCAAAACCUAAGAAGACAACUUGAGUGGCUCAUAUAGUAGCUAUUUCGGUAUGAUACCUAUCAAUAUCUAGGACUGGUUAGAUUUUUAUGAAAUGUAGUGGUAUCUUUUAUUUAAAUGUAAUUUGUGGUUUUACAUGAAACAUGUUAGACUAUGUAUGUUUAUAGUCAUGAGGGGAUCCCCAUUUUACCCCUCUUUCUCCUGCCUCCCAUUUUUUAAUUAUUUUUUUAUUUUACUCCUCCUUCUGGAUACUCUCAAUUAAUGAUAUAUUAGUGUCAGAAUUACUAGUUGAUCCAGCACAUAGAAUUGUGUCACACAGAUGACUAAUAGGUAACGUAUUACCGGGCCUUAGAAUGGCCGGACUUAACGUAUCAAAGAGUAGUUAGGAUACUUGCCGAGGUCAGGAGAUACAGAAAGAGACACAACGAUAAAGGAAAGCCAGAAGUCAUGGAUACCAGAAUACAGGGAAGUCAAAAUCAAAGUAAAAAACCAGAAGAAACUUGAAUCAGGAACGCGCUCUCGGACAACCACUAGGGAAACCACGACAGGGCACUGAGCAGGAUGAGAACUGGGCCUAAAUACCCCUCCUCUGGAUCUGACUCCAAAGGCAGUUACCAGGUUCCCAUUUGCAUAAUUGCUGCUCGGCACAACUUUUCCUGUCAGGACAGUAAUGUUGCUCGGCACAACUUUUGCUGUCAGAACAGUAAAUGUCAUUAAUCACAUUUUUAUAUGCGGAUGAAUACGUGACAAUAAGGCCAUUUCAAAGUAAACUGUAUAAAACUGUUUGUCAUAGACUGUACCUUCAACUUCUGGCUAAUGAUAUUACAGUUGGCAUUAAAUGCAAUGCUUUUUGAUAUAGAAAUGAACUAGUACAAAACAAGUCAGAUUGACAAAUAAUAUCACAUUAUGUCACUUGAUCAUGGUCAAUGGAAAAUUAAAGAAAGACUCGCCUACCGCCAUUUUCAAGCUAACCAUUUUUGCCGAAUAUUUUUUGCAAAAGCAAGAUUCUGCAAGAAAUGACCAAAUUCAGUUUUCCAUCUUUCCUAUACCCAUCCUGAAACUUGGUUUUCUUUACCCUAACUGAAGAAAUCAUAUCGAAGUACUUAAGCAGGAAAAGCAUUCUUGCAUGUCCUAGGGCCUAGUACAUCCUGGGUUCUAGAUGUUAAUACCUGACUUAAUGGCCAUAAUUUCAUUGGCCUUGGAAUAAAGGUUGGUUCAGUCUUGAUGGGACUCUGUCUUGUGACUGUGCAGUUGAGGUUUGACCCUCCGAGCUCUCUCACCCUUUUGGUUAAUGUAUCUUAAUAAUUUCCAUUUGAAGUUAUACAUUCUGUAUUCCUAAUCUCCUCUACUCUAUUCCUGCAAGAAGGGAGGGGCUGGUCUUAAUUUUCCAUCUUGAGGUAAUUUUCUCAACACCAGUAGGGCCAUUCCUAGUCCAAAUAAAGCUGUCACAAAUACCAGAGCUUUUUUCCGAAUCACUCAGUAAAAUCUUAGUUAAUCACAUAAUUCCAGCUGAUUCUGGAAUAAACUCUGUGUUGGUAUCAAGGUUCCUUUAUUUUGCAUACUGCCAUUGUUCAUGUUGGGUAAUGUAUUCCACAAUCAUUCAGUCAAUGUUUUAGUGUUGGAUUAUCAGAUCUGCCAUGUUUAAUCCAGCUCGUAUUAUUUUCACUAGACCAGGGUUGGCCAAAAGGUAGAUCCCCAGGUGUUUUCAAACUACAGCUUCCAUGAUGCUUUGUCAUUCUAAAAGCAUGCAAAGCAUCAAGGGAGUUGUAGUUCUACAACAUCUGGGGGAAUCUACCUUUUGGGCAGCCUUGCAAUACACAAUUGGGUAAAACACAGAAAGUGCUGAGUGCAUCCCUUCCCACCCCCUCAUCCCCCAAAUCUACUGGAAUCGUAUUGCCAAUAUUUAGGCGAAAAUAGCUGAUCUGUAAAUAUUCUCUAACUUUGCCAUAGUGAUAGCUUGGCUUCUUUUGGUAACAUUUUGCCAGUCAGAUUUCAGUUUGCUACACUGUGCAGAGUAAAAUUAAACCCUCCUGUGUUUAUUUACACACUGUAGGACAGCAAGGUUGAUGCAUGGAAAAUAAUAAUUUUCUAAUAAAUCACAGGUCGUCUUGCUUCUUUCAAAUUAUUAUUUAUCAAACUGAUAAUGAGUCAUUUAGCAACUGAUCAUAAGACCUCAGACAGCUCUCUCAAAACAGCAACACAUUAAAAAAAUAUAUAAAAACAUUAUUGGUCCCUUUUCCUACCCUUCUCUCAGACAUUGGGCUGUCGCCCUCACAAAACCUUCACAGAAAUAUAGUCGCUCUUAAUUCUCUACUGUCCCUCUCUGCCAUGCUGUUAAGGCCUUAGUUAUACGGUAAUGAAGUUCUUCUUAAACCAAGUGACUCCAGGCUAUAGCUGAAUCACAACUAAUGUGACUGAAUAUGAUUACUUCCAGUAUUGCUCCAUACACCAGCCUUCCAUUCAUAACUCAGACUACAUCAAGCAUGUCAAACUCAAAGUCUAGCAUGGGCCACAUAAACAAGGUUUAAGUUUAUGUGGGCUGCAAACCCCCCCGCACCCCCCAAAACAUAGGUUUAUUUUGAAAAGUACAGUAUAAAAAAAAAUAAACAGCAUCCCCCUCUACUAAACACUAACUGACAGGCACACAAACAGACAAACACACUCACUGACAGACACACACAGACAGACACACACACUCACUCACUGACUGACAGACACAUACUCACUCACUGACAGACUCACACAUUCACUGACAGACACACAAAGACAGACACACACAGACCUACUCACUGACAGGCACACACACACACACACACACUGACACAUUCUUGCACACACAUUUUCUUUAUUGCUCCCUACUUUUUGGAGCUGAUGUGGGGCCUCUGCCUGGGGUCCAGUGGGGAUCUUCUGUCUGCUCCCUUGCAAGGUUUAGUGAUGUCUGCGCGCGCGAGGGAGCAGUGAUGAGCAGGAACACUGAGCUCCUUCGCUGGCCUCCUCCCCGGCCGGGUAAGUUUUAGCAGAGUAUGCACCUGCAAUGUGGGGAAAGCAGGUGCAUAUUCUGCUUUAACACCAAGCAUGUACUUACAGCUCGCCGGGCCACAAUGUCCAUUGUGGGCCGCGAGUUUGACAUUCUUGGACUACAUGAAUGGUGUGUGCCAUGUAGUAAUUUUUUUCAUUUUCUUAUUGAAGUGUUAUUUGGCCCAAAGAAAAACAAAACACCUUCACAAUCAGGCAGUGAAGACUUCCUGAAAAAAAAAGAUAUUCAAAUAUUAAAUAAAACAUAUUUACAUGUGUAAAUUUGAAAGCCACUGACUACUAAGUUUAUUUCGCACAGCGAAGAUCUGAUACAUUUAGUAUAUAUGAUAAUAUUCCUUCUUUAUUAAAGACUUUUCCUUACGCAUGGUGAAUAAACGAUACACAAAAGGGAAGAGACUCUAAACCACAGUUUCCCUCGUCGCUUCCUGGCUAUGUGACUCCGCUAGUAGAUUUUAUAGACCACAAUUCUUCCAUAGUUCUACAGAAAAUGACUAUUUUGGUCCAGAGAUUUGAAUGCCAUCUUUGCAUUCGUAUAAAUUGUUCAAUGCUGGGAGAUCUAGAACGCAUUGAAAUUCCUCCAUCCAUUUCAAAUCUUGAGUGCUUUUUUUAAAAAUCUCAUUAGCACUAGCAGGGACAAAAUCUCCCAUCUUAACAUGUCCCCAGAUAAUACUAUGUUUCUGCAACAAUGUUUCUCAAACCAGUCGGUGGGCUUAAAGGACCACUAUAGUGCCAGGAAAACAUACUCGUUUUCCUGGCACUAUAGUGCCCUGAGAGUGCCCCUCCCGCCCGGCUCUGGAAAGGGGUUAAAACUUACCUUUUUCCAGCGCUGGGCGGGGAGCUCUCCUCCAUGAAAAUCACAGUGAGAAGCACGCAAGCGCCUCUAGUGGCUGUCAAUGAGACAGCCACUAGAGGAUUAGGGGGAAGGCUUAACCCAAUCAUAAACAUAGCAGUUUCUCUGAAACUGCUAUGUUUAUGAAAAAUGGUUUAACCCUAGCUGGACCUGGCACCCAGACCACUUCAUUAAGCUGAAGUGGUCUGGGUGCCUAGAGUGGUCCUUUAAUGUAUAUGUAUAAUACCAUCCAGUGCUCACACCGAUGUCUAGUGGAAAUUGAUUUUCAUCAUAAUUAUACUUUUUUGGUUAUUUCUUUAGAAAUAUAUUUUUCUCACAUCAUCGUAAACGUGAUGUGGUAAGACUGACUUCUAGUAGAAAUAGUAAAAAAAAGGUAAAGAAAACAAUCUACGUGAAAAAAGCCAUAUCCAUCCAGUUCCCGAAGUUCUGAAAGUGCCUUAUGCCGAUAAUCCAGCUAAUAUUGUAUCUUAUCCUCACACCCGUCCCUCGGGUAAUAAUCUCUGUUCAGUAGAAAUCCUCCUAAUUAGUUAGGAUUCAACUUUUUCAGCCACACUCAUACACAUAAUGAUAUGAGAGCAAAACACAAAGUACCUUGGAGUCUACAGCUCACAACCAACCUAAUCUAAGCUCAGACCCUCCCCAAAGGCUGUAUAAAUGUGGAUCGAUAAUACGGAAGUGAAUGACGCAAAAAAAUAGAAUGCAAAAAAAAAUAAUGUAAACAUUUCAGUUAUAUUUAUUGACUUUUAAUGUUCCUUGAGCGUCUUUUAAUCCAGAGGCAAGAAGGAAUUUAAACCCACCCCCGCUACACCAGUACCAGGAACUAUCUCCACCUAUCAGGAGCCACGACUUCUGUUCUAUGGGGACUGAUUUUUAUCUCAUAAACCGGUCUAUAGCAGCAAUUGCAUUCAAUAGGUUUGAUAAAUGGAACUGCUAAAUAAACUGGCACCGUAACUUCAGCAGUGUUUGCUGUUUUAGGGAAUGGGGCUGCAUGCAGUGUUAAUUGCAGACUGAAAAUUCGUCCUAUGAUGUCAAGGCCUAUAUAUACCUUCCAAAAGGAAGAUAUGAACCCAGGGCAAGGUGGAAUUUACAUUAAAAGAAAGGGGGUAAGCCUGGUAUGCAUGUAUGCUAUGUUGACCGAUUGCUGUUCUGGCCAGCCUCGAUCGACUAAAUGGCACGAGAGAACCCUACACAGGACUUGUUAAAUUAGAAAUGUUACAUGCUACUUUUAUUUAUUUUUUCAUUGUCUUCAAAUGUUCUUCUCUGUCAACCACUUGAUCUGGGAACAAUGACAACAAUUUCAGGCCAGAAUUGAUCUGGACAAAAAAACAGCAGUGAAAGGGUUGGGCAAUGCUGUGGAUCCUCGACAUGUGUAAAGGGCAUGUUACUAAUCCGUGUCUGCUUUGUUAACUGUAUAUGCUGAUUAUACAGUCUAAGCAGAACAAUAUGCCCACAUGGAGCUCUGACAGGAUUGAUCGUAUUAUCUUUAGUGCCUGCUAUUAAGCUGUUUUAAAUAAAAACUUUGGAUACAAAGACGCAUAGCUUCUAAUAUUAAACCUAUCAUUUUCCAGAGGAGAUGGAUAUCAUGUGCAUUACAGGAAAUUAAAAAAAAAAAAAAAUGUAACAACAUAUAAACAUUGCAAUAUUUUAGGGUGUGUUUGUGGAACUUCAUUACUUCAGUAAAAAGUUUCACAAAAUGACUAAUUAAAAAAAAAAGUCUGUGGUACAAUAACAAACUUUGUAGCUAAUCUGUUUUUAAAUUGCUUGUCACUUACCGUAAUCCCCCAAAGGUUAGUGACGUCAUUUCUGCCCCUCCAUCCUUGGACAGAAUUCAUAGCAGCAAGCACCAGCUGAGCCCCCUGUCAAUUAAAACCAUUCCAGUAAGGGAAAAACAUAUUUCGAAAGGCUCAAUCCUAUGCCAUUUUGGUAUUUUUGGGAAGAGUCCAUGAACGCGUAUUAUUUCUUUAAAAUGGUCACAACACUUAUGCAUGCUAUUUUCUGUACUCGUGCAUUUUUUUUUCUUGCCUACGCGUUUAAAAAGAGAAUUAAGAAAGGAAACCCACUGUAUUCGAUAAUGGAUCGUGCAUAUAAAAUAUUACAUAUCGAUCUCCUUUAAAACAAAAUUUUAUCUAUAUAGAUACUUUCAAUGUAGAAGAGGGAUGUCAUGGUUGGACAAUAUAUGACACCACUUGUGGAAGGAGUUAAGGGGGUAAUUUAUAUUUUAUUAAAUAGAAGUUUUAUUUUCAUUUUGACUUUUAUUUUUACCUCUACAGGAAAUUGAAUUUGUGGAGUUAACGAGUAUUCGAGAUACACGAUAUGGAAAAUAUGCUAAAAUACCAAAGGUAAGGUAAAUGAUUUUAAGGGCAAAAUCGGAAAAAAAGUGAUUUAAUAACAAUAAUGGCAUGCAUCUCAUUUAUAGAAAAUCUGAAUAUUAGGCAUAUAUCUCUAACCAAUGAAUUAAUUCCAGAUAUCUGUGCGAGGAUUCUAAAUAAGUAUUUUUGUUUGUCAUGUGUGGUAAAUAAUUUAAAGGGACUCUCCAGUGCCAGGAAAACAUAUCCGUUUUCCUGGCACUGCAGAACCCUGCAGUGCCCCUCUGCCUCCCACACCCCAUCCCAUGUUGCUGAAGGGGUUGAAACCCCUUCAGUGACUUAUUUGAAUCCAGCGCCGAUGUCCCUCGUCGCUGGGUCAGGCUCCACCCAUGCUCCAGGCCGCGCGCGCUUUAUACCUCCCCAUAGGAAAGCAUUAUUCAAUGCUUUCCUAUCGGAAUUCCGGCAACGCUGGAGGUCCUCAUGCAGAGCUUUAGGACGUCCAGUGUCGUUUAAAACACUUUUCGUGUUCUAAGAACACGGAGGUCACUCUAGUGGCUGUCUGAUAGAUAGACAGCCACUAGAGGAGGAUUUAACCCUGUAGGGUAAUUAUUGCAGUUUAUAAAAUCUGCAAUAAUUACACUUGCAGGGUUACGGGUGGUGGGAGUUGGCACCCAGACCACUCCAAUGGGCAGAAGUGGUCUGGGUGCCUGGAGUGUCCCUUUAAGGCUCAGCCGCUCUACAAAGAGGUAUAAAAAGGUACUCAUGUAAAACUUUUAGCCUCCAGUUUUGUAUUCCAAGAACAUAAUCAAAAGCAUGACUAGUCCUGAUGUAAGAAGGAAGACGAUUAACAUACCAAUCUUAGGUCAAAGGGUCGAGGCAAACAGUGGUUCAUCAACCGAUGAGCUGCGACAGGAUAUUACAUUACUUAUGGAUAUGCAAAUAUGAUUUAAAAUGUAUUUUUCUAAAGCAUCCAGAGCUUUUAAAUGAAAGCAAAGAAUUCUAAAUCUCUUUUUAAAGGAGAUAAACUAGUAUCUGAAUUCAAAUAUAGAAUUCACAAAAAAGAUUAAGGCAAAUACAAUUGAGUAUUGUAUCAAUAGCAACCACAGCAUUUUCUAAGAUGACAGUGAUGUGUUUAUCCUUUGAUAUCUCACAAAAUCCUUGUCAUAGUCCGCUUGCACCCUCUUGCCCUGUGAAUUUGUGUGUAGGAUUUGCCCGUAUUUGCAUAGUAGGAUGUGAUUACAUCACUGAUUUGCACAAGGAAAGCUACUAGGGAAAUUCAGAACACAGCUGCAUUUCACUUGGCCAUGUGAUCUAAGAAUAGGUUUGUGGUCGUUUUGCACAUAGAGAAUCCAGGCUUGUGAAAGAAUUGGAAUUAGUGUAACCGUUUACAGGACAGAGAUUUUCACAAUAUGAUCUACAUUGUGCUUACUGAUUUGUCAGAUUUUAAAAAGUUCUCUUGACUUCUUGGGUGUGCUCCAAAAAAAACCUGUUAAAUGCAAAGCUAUUCCUUUCCACACUAAUCCAAAUGGAAGCUGGAAUCAUUAGCCAGCCUGGAACUGAGUGGCUAAUGUUAAUUCUGUGCAAAAUUAAAAUCUAACGCAAACAUGCACAGCAUGCAGGCGCCAGGCAACCAAUGGUGGAAAGGCCACCGUCCCUUUGUGACAUCGCUGUCUUCCACUCAGCCGGUCCAACCUCUCGCCCCGGCACAGGGGAGUCAUGUCAGCGGGGGGAGGUAGUGCUAUGGGAGUAAGGUAGGUUUUAGCGGUUUGUUUGUUUUUUACAUUUAAUGGGUGAGGGGACCAGUAGGGCACUACAGCAUUUUAUUUAAAAAAUAAAAAAAUGUUUUGGUGACCGUAACCAUACAAGUGUCCGCAGGCAUCAAACAAAUUGCUUUCUUGUUGCAUUUUCUCACUUUGUCUGCCAGCAGUGUAUUUGCAACUUGAUAUUUUGCUGCAAUACAUUUCUUACAUUUGCUGCAUUCUGAACGGAAUUCCAUCUGUCCCUGGUUUAGAGCACUUCAUAUUGUAAUAUUUACCCUUACACAGUGCUUUACUGCUCCUCCAGUCCCCUAAUUAGUAUUUCUUUGUUCUUCUUUUGACUUCAGUCUGAGGGCCGACCUUGCCUUACACAGUUAAUGUAAAUCCCUUGGCAUGUUUCUGUUUACAUUUAAGGUUUUUUAUCAAGGGCUUUGUCUUUUCAUGUAAAAUGUUGAUACUUUUCUUUAAAGGAACACUAGAAUCAGGAAUACAAACAUGCAAUUUUAUUUUUAUUUCAGUCUGCUGCUGGUGGCUCUGCUACUGAUCAGCCUGCUUGGCUGACAUCAUCAGAAGUCCAUAGGAAAGCAUUGGAUCGGCUGAGACUGACAAAGAGGCAGAUCAGGGGCACAGCCAGCACAAGCCCAACACAGACCUGGCCAAUCAGCAUUUCCUCAUAGAGAUGCAUUGAAUCAAUGCAUAUCUAUGAUGAAAGUUCAGUGUCUCCAUGUCAGGAUUACUGUAAGAUCCAGCAUGCAUAUUUGUGUAACACAGAGGACAGAUAGGUAACGUAUACCGGGCCUUAGAAUGGCCGGACUAACAUACCAAAGAAUAGUCAGGAAUAGCCCAGGUCAAGGAACACAGAAAGAGACACAACGAUAAGGAAAAGCCAGGGGUCAGGGAUGCCAGAAAACAGGGAAGUCAAAAUCAAUGCCAAAGUCAGAAUAACCAGAAUCAAUAGCGCGCUCUCGGACAACCACUAGGGAAACCACGACAGGGUACUGAGCAAGAGGAGAACAGGGCCUAAAUACCCAUCCUGUGGAUCUGAUUGACUGUAACCGGCCUUUGACCCCGUUUGCAUGAUUGCUGCUCAGCACAAACCCUCCUGUGGAUUGAUUGCUGCUCGGCACAACUUUUGCUGUCAAGAGAGUAAUGUUGCUUGGCACAACUUUUCCUGUCAGGGCAGUAAAUGCCGUUAAUCACAUUUUUUAUGUGUGGAUGAAUACAUGACACUCCAUGCAGAGGGUGGAGACACUGAAUGUCAGUGCUAUACUUCUAGCAGCCAUCUAAGGAGUGGCCAGUGGAGGUAUUCCUAGGCUCUAAUCUAAACACUGCAUUUUCUCUGAAAAAAGCCUGAAGGGAAUGAUUCAACUCACCAGGACAAAUACAAUAAGCUGUAGUUGUUCUGGUGACUAUAGUGCCCAUUUCAUUUUCUGCUAACAGAGAAAUAAGUCUCUGUUCACACCUAGAUUUCUAUAAAUAAGCAUUCAUUCUUGUAUUCGAGCUGUUCUGUGCGUAGUUACUGUAUCGUCAUAAUAUUGUCUCGUGUUUUUUUAAUUCUAUCUUCUUCCUUCCCAUUUUUUAUCUUGUGCCUAUUAUUUAUACACUCCCCUUCUUACUCCAUCCACCUCCUCUCUCUCUCUUUCUAUUUCCCUUUUCUAUUGACUUUAAAACUUUUCACUUUUCACGUUUCACUUCAGCUUACAAUAUGUCUUUGCUUGUACCUGUAUCUUGCAUUGACUGCCAAUAAAACUGUUCUUUAAACUAUCCCAAAGCUAGUAGACUUAUUCUUGUUUUGUGUAUCCAUCUCAUAGAGGUGGUAGGUCAUAAGAAAUUAAAGAAAGAGUUUAGAGACUGUGAUAGAACAGCUCAAGAGAAGGAGCCAGCCCCCUCUUCAGCCAGAAGCUCUACAAGAGUGCUAAACCUGGCAGUGCUGAGACAUGCUCAUUGGCUGAGUGAACACUCUGGUGACGCUCUCAGCCAAUGGGCCAGACUUGCAUGGCAGUGUUUAACUCUCUGAUAGAGUCUGUGACAGGCGCCAGGCAGACUCCAUGUAAGUUGUCAAAUGGUCCUUAACCCCUUAAGGACACAUGACGUGUGACAUGUCAUGAUUCCCUUUUAUUCCAGACGUUUGGUCCUUAAGGGGUUAAAUUAUUUGAAAACUUACUCUAGGAUGGUGACAAGGCACUCCUGGCACCAUAACCACUACAUAGGGCUUUAGUGCUUAUUGUGUCUGGAGUGUUGCGUCAAACAAUCUACCAGUGCCCUUCCCUAGAUUAGGCUCUGGAUCCUCUGCAGUGAGUUAUGCAUACAGUGUCAAAGUUACUGCUGCUGGUUCCCAACUUCCCAUGCAAUAUUUUCAAUUUAAAAAAACAAAAACACACACACUGGGAAUUUAUUUCCCAUCAAAUUGUGGCUCAGUGAGAUCCUGGCUGUGGCUAGCUUUAAAUAUACAUCCAAUGUAAUUGGAUAGUUGGACAACUACUUACUGAACAGCUUAUGUGGACUAUAACUCCAAUCAAUCUCAUCCAGUACAAUACUUAAUUAUAUUCAUUGCAAUUACAUGGGGGACAGAGAGAGCUUUUAAUUAAAUAGUUACAGGGAGGCGAUAUACUGAUCCAAUUACCUUUGUACAAAGUUCUUCAGGAAAAGGACAAAGUAUACUACAAUAUUUUUUCCAAAAUUGUUUUAUUUUCUUCCACAAGUUAGUUGCUUGAUGCAUUUUUCUGUGUGAAUCCUACUUCUCUUUAUUUGACAUGCAAAUUAUAUUCCUAUUACUGAAAAUACCAGAAUUAUGUUUUAGUUUUUUUUUUUUUUUAAUUUUCAAAAUAUAUCGUUCCCACAACAAACACAGCUGUUUCUAAUUCCCACUAAUUUAAUGCUUGUUUAUUCAUCUUGUUUGUUCUUUUAUUAGCCAUUCACAGCGCUUUAAAUGCAGACUGCGUUAUUGACCGUGUUCCCCCUAACAGAAUCUCCCUGUUUAUUUUCUAGUGUACGUCACUGAAUGUACCAUCUUUUCAGGUUCUAUAUAUUGUUGUGUGAGUCAUAUGAAAAUUAUUUGUUUGGAACAUCUCUACUUAAAGGGACUAUCGGCACCCAAACCACUUCAUCUAAAUGAAGUGGUCUUUGUACCUGUUUUUAUCCAGCAAAUGAAAACAUUGCUGUUCUGCAUUAGGGCAAUGUUUUUAACCCCUUAAGGACCAAACUUCUGGAAUAAAAGGCAAUCUUGACAUGUCACACAUAUCAUGUGUCCUUAAGGGGUUAAUUGCAUGGUUUAAAUGGACACUAUAGGCACACAGACCACUGUAUCUUAUUAAAGUGAUCUAGGUGCAAUGUCCCUCUCAUUUUAGCCCUGCAGCUGCAAACAUUGGACGUCCAGCGUCUUCUAAAUUCUCAUCGGAAAGAAUUGAUUCAAUACUUUCAUAUGGGGAAGGUCCAAUGCGGCGUAACCCAACCCAGCACCAAGAGACCCCAGUGCAGGAAUCAGAUAAAUGGAAAAAGGGGGGUUUAACCCUUUAUUUGCCUACGGGUGGGGGGGGGGGGAUUAAUUGGAUUGACAGAGAUCAUCGAUCUUAUUGACAUAGUCUUAAAUUAGAGGGACAAAGGUUUAAAAAUAAUAUCAGGAAGUAUUACUUUACUGAGAGGGUAGUGGAUGCAUGGAAUAGCCUUCCAGCUGAAGUGGUAGAGGUUAACACAGUAAAGGAGUUUAAGCAUGCGUGGGAUAGGCAUAAGGCUAUCCUAACUAUAAGAUAAGACUAGGGACUAAUGAAAGUAUUUAGAAAAUUGGGCAGACUAGAUGGGCCGAUUGGUUCUUAUCUGCCGUCACAUUCUAUGUUUCUAUAUCUCAGCCAAGGAGGCAAGACGGCAGCAGUGAGACCAGCGUUGCAAGGGAGUGUAAGUAAACUAAAUGUUUUACUCUCUACAGGUGGAGGUCGGGGACUUAAACAGCCACCAGGGCACUGUAACAUUAGAAAUACACAUUUGUAUUCCUAAUAAUAUAGUGUUCCUUUAAAGGGACAUGGCAGGCAAUAUAGUUUUUGACAUGUCAAUUUCUAUUGGCUUUUUUUUUUUUUUUCACUUAAAGGACCACUAUAGUCAGUGUCACCCAGACCACUUCAGCUCAAUAAAGUGGUCUGGGUGCCAGGUCUCGCAGGUUUUAACCCUUCAGGUGUAAACAUAGCACUUUCAGAGAAACUGCUAUCUUUACAUUGCAGGGUUAAUCUAGCCUCUAGUGGCUCUCUUCCUGACAGCCGCUUGAGGCACUUCUGCGACGCUGAAUGUGAAAAUCGCAUUGAGCACGCAGAGCGUCCAUAGGAAAGCAUUGAGAAAUGCUUUCCUAUGGGCGUUUUUAAUGCGCGCGCGGCUCUGGUCGCGCAUGCGCAUUCGGCGCCACUCGGGAGCUGACGUCGGAGUAGAUGUCACCAGCGCCGAGGGAGCGCGGCGCUGGAUAAAGGUAAGUGGCUGAAGGGGUUAAAACCCCUUCAUCCUAGUGGGUGGAGGGCCCUGAGGGUGGGGGGACCCUAAGGAUUAUAUAGUGUCAGGAAAACGGGUUUGUUUUCCUGACACUAGUGAUUCUUUAAGCUAAAGUUGUUUUGGUGCUAAUAGUGUCCCUGUUGGAAAUAUUGGAAACUGAGCAUAGGUUAGUACGAUAAUUAUAAGUUACAGUAUUACUAGCAUCUGGUAAAGGUGAGUUAGGCCCCCGACUGAGUACAAGGAAGAAAUGGUAAAGAGAGGAAUCCUCCGGAUUCAGAGUUAGUAGGGACAUCCAUAAGAAUGCCGAAAUCAUCAAGGGGGAAUUAAGGAAUUGCAGAAAAAGGGAAAAAAGGAAGCCAAGCUGAACGUGUUCAAGGAAGAGAUGAGGAUUACCAAAGGGACAGUAUUUAAAGGGUGUAUAUAAAUGAAUUGGUGAACACAUACUAUUUACUUAAAAUAAGUAUAAAGAGAGGGAAGGGUUGAUGGUAAUAUGCUGAAAAUGAUAUACUCUGGUAAUGAAACACUAUGCAAUGAUUGAUAAUCUCAUAAUGCCACCUGCUGGUACAAUUGGGAAUUUUUAUCUCAAUUCCUUGUAAAACGGCUUUGCAGCACUUCCUGGGUUGUGUUUCAAAGCCGUUUUAAAACAGCAAACACAAACUCUAUGUAAUCCAUGUUCAAAAUGGAAUAAUGAGGCAAAAGUGGGAUUCUUUGUGAACUCAUUUGCAUAUGCUCACCCAGAAUCCCUUGCAGUAGUAACAUCACUACAAAUUUGAGAUUCCUGUGGGAAAAGCAAGUCUUAUGGCUUGACUGGGGUGCAGAUCUGUGUUUAACAUUGUAUUGACGAUCCCCACUUCAGUUGGAAGGGGUUUUCAAUCACAAUAUUCACCACCAUAACUUUCUUGGUUUGUGCUUCCCAAAAUUUAGAAAAAUAUGUAUAUGCCAAACACACUAUGCUAUGUGUUCUUUAAAGGAGCAGGGUUGACUGUCCUAUGCAACUGUAUGUCAGGUAUAUGGGAUCUGAAUGUGGAUUUAUUAGAGAGAAAAGAAAAUGUUUUUAAAAUACAAGAGUACAAAAUGCAAUAUGUCACUAAUGUCACUAGUCUUUUCUAGUCAAUAUGAGAGUAUGGUACUCCUCUUAUAAUAUUUCCUACUAGACUCAAUAGUUCAAAUAAAAUCCACAUACCUAAAGAUGUAUAAUGUAAAUAGUCACUGUCGCAAGCUGACAACUGGCAUGAGACAUUCAGGCCAAAAAUGUUGAGUUGCAAAAAGUCUCAAACCGGUUCAAAUGGGAUUGUUUUUCUUAUUAGGGCAUUUCUGUCAAAAGUUGUGAAUGCAUUUUCACACUUUAAUUUCCCUCCAGAGAGUGGUCAAUCAAAACCAAAAUUGUGUGAUAUUGAAUCACUGUAUUCCAAGCACAUUUAUGUUUAUUGUACGUAACACAGUCUUCAGAGUGGUAUAUUUGGUUUUGGUCAGAAUUAUGCAAAAGCAUAGAUUGUGAGAAAGAUUGGUUUUAAAUGUUCAUUCUCUGUCACUCAUUGGCAAAGUAUCGAGCUUAUUUAGUGCUUAUCAGCCAUAUGGUGUAGGAAGAUUUGUGAAUACCAGUGAUGGCUAACCUCGAUAUCAUAAAACGUUUCUGGACUUCAUUUCCCAUGAUUCUCAGCUAGCUUUUAGACUUAGGUUAGCCAUCACUGGUGUACACUUAUGUCAGAUGGAAAAUAAUUAUUCCUAUUCUCAAUAGUGGUAAAUGAGUUUCCUACCCUAGCCCCACUCAAGGUGCUGCUAAAUAAAUUAUGAUAUACUAACUUAUUAUAUUUUAAUUUAAUAAAAUCUAAGUUUUCUGUAUGUGAUAAAAUAAAUAUGGCUUCCAAUCGUUUCGUCGCGUUCCCUGAUACCCUGAUAAGCUGUGGGAUGCUGUGUGUGUCAUGUGGAACACCCAAACCCAUCCUGUAAAGUUAAGGUUGACAUCUUGGAGGAGGAAAUGUUUUUCAGUUAUCUUUUACUCUAUAUGUUUCCUGGUGGAUUUAUAAUCACAAUGUCGUGAUAUAAUGUAUAAACAAACACAAUCUUGUCAUCUACCUCUAAGCCACAUAUUUUGCUGAUGGCCUCUGUCCUAGCCCUAAAAGGACACUCCAAGAACCAUGACCCCUUUGCUUUGAAGUGGUCGUGGUGCCUGGGGUCUGUAUGCACAGUGUUUCACUUUUAAAUGCUGCGUUUGCAGAGAUUGAGCCUUUAGCUGACGGAGAUGUGUCUCCACUUAUAGAAGCAUCAAAGUUCCAGCAGGUUAAUGUCAAUUCUAAACAAAACUGGUGUCUGACACCAACAUGCAUGUGGAUGUCAGAUGGGCAAUGGCAGCAGCCCCCUCCGUGCCGCCCCUGUCCUCCCCUGGCUGUGUGGGAUUGCUAUGUUAUCUCCUUUCUGUGCCCAGCUCUGUGUUAUUUCUCUGUAUUUUACGCAGUUCUACUUACAGUAUGGGUAUCUCUGUAGUAUACCCAACUCUGUGUAUUGUAUAGGCAUAUUUGUAUUGUUUCCAGCUCUGUGUAUUGUAUAGGUAUAUUUGUAUUGUUUCCAGCUCUGUGUAUUGUAUAGGUAUAUUUGUAUUGUUUCCAACUCUGUGUAUUGUAUAGGUAUAUUUGUAUUGUUUCCAGCUCUGUGUAUUGUAUAGGUAUAUUUGUAUUGUUUCCAACUCUGUGUGUUGUAUAGGUAUAUUUGUAUUGUUUCCAGCUCUGUGUAUUAUAUCUAUAUUUGUUUUUUCAGCUCUGCUUGUGAGUCUGGUGCCCCAGCAUAAUAAAGCUUCACCAGCUGCUACUCCAUGACACCUUAAACUCUUAAUCCAUUCUUUAAUUCUUUUGUCUUCUGCUACAUAUUAUUUCUAUUUUCAUACAAACACCAGAAUGUCUCCCUUCUAACUCACCCUCUCUCUCUCUUCACAUGCAUUUAGAGCCAGAAGCUUCGAGAAGUUUUUAAUCUGGACUUUCCAGAAAACAACUUUUUGGCAAAGACACUGACCGUUGUGACCGGUACAGAUAUGGUCGACCUUACCUUUCAUAACUUUGUAUCCUACAGGGAAAACGUGAGCAAGGUAUGUAAGUGGAUAUAGGUUUUGUAUUAAACCUCAGAUUAUGAGAGCAACAUGGACUCAAAUUUAAAGAAACAACUCGAAGCAGCAUAACCCCUACAACUUGCUGCUGUGUUGUCAAGAGUGUCCUGGCAUUGUCCCCCAGUCUAAUAUGAAAUUAAUUAGGGAAGGCUUGAUAUAAACCUGGGCUUUUCCCUGUGUUUAGACACAGAUCUACUCCUUGGCCAUGAGUUGCAGUAGUUAUGAUGCUCCGAGUGCCGCUUUAAAUUAUUUAAAUCGGCAAUGACAACACUAAAUAUACUGUAAUGAUUAUAUGGAUUUAAUGCUUUGAAAUGUGUCACAGUCUGUUUCAUCCAGUUGUGUAUGCACCAUUAUCUACACAAUAUCGUUAUAAGGAAUCAGAUCAGUUGGAACAAGAGCUUAACUAAUACCAACAUGUAUGCUUAGAAAAACACAGCUACAGUAAUUCGGGUGCAAAGUGCUGCAUUAUACUGGUGAUAACUCAAAACUAGUGUUUUGCUCCAGAACUGCUCUACUGCUACUUUGCACAGAAUGACUCGUAGUGUUAUUAAAUUGAUGUGGUACAAAUACAAGUCUGAUUCAUUUGCAGAAUAUCCUAUAUUGUAUGAUGUAGAGGUGCUUGCUCUCCACGAGUAUUGUAAUCUAGCACCCUGAAUCAGGGAAGCUGAACUUAAUAAUAAUAAUAUGGAUUCAAAUAACAGAUCGUGAAGUAAGGCAUCCACAUUGUCCUAGUGUAGUAGAAUGAGCUAUUAGAGCAGAUGAGUCACAAAAUAUUGUAAGAAAUUAUCCAAUUUCGUGAGUGUUCUGUAAAAUUGAGAUACAAUCGGAAGACACAGAUAAAGGUAUGUAAGCAUGAUACACUGCAUAACAUACUAUAAGAUCAUUUUGACAUACAGUUUUGUUGCUUAUUACAGCACAUUUUCUAAACAUGCUAUGAGCCUCUUUGUCACAAACAUAUUAUUUACAUGAUUAGUACUUGUCCAUCUUAUAUAUGAGAUUGAUAACAAAUCAAUGACAGACAAGAUAAUAACGGAGAUUGACUCGGUGUAGCUUAUCUCAGACGGGUCUUUAAAUAACAAGAUAAACAGAUAAACCCAUAGAGUUAACUCAAGAGUUUUUUUUCAGUUUGUUUCCACAUUUUUCAGGCAUUUUUUUUUCUUACAGGAUUGGGCUUCGGACAUUCUGACAUUGGUUACGUACCCACUACUCACCAAUGCAUCCCGUUACACUUUCUUUGAUAAAAUGUAAGUGUUGUGUUUUUUUUUUUAAUAUCUAAUUCUAUUGAAAACUGCAGCCUCAUAUUUAGCCUGCUGCUCUAAGCAGCUGUCUUUUACCUUUAGGUAAGGUGUGUAUCUUACCUAUAGGUGAGGUUAUUGGUCUAAAGCAGGCUUCCCCAAACUCCGGCCCUCCAGAUGUUGUUGAACUACAACUCCCAUGAUUCUCGGCCUGUCUAUUUCAUUCAUAGAAUCGUGGGAGUUGUAGUUCAGCAACUUGUGGAGGGCUGGAGUUUGGGGAAGCCUGGUCUAGAGGAAACCUACAAAAUUAGCAGAAUCAGUGAAAGUGUGAGGUGGAAAUGCUGUUAGUGUGUGAUUUAAAAAUAAAAUGAAAAGCAUUAUUAACUCAUUCCCAACAAGCCUAUGUAUAUAUUGGGGUGAUUUUUUUUUUUUUGCAAUGAAUUGUAAUGCAAAACUUAUGAAAAGAAACAAACCUUACCCCUUUUCUGUAUUGGUCCAAUUAGCCCCUCUGUUUCUUUAUUUGUUUUUUAAUCUAUUUUUACAAUAUGCUGGCUUUUUGGGAAGCUCCAAUCCCCAAGGUAUCAGAUUGCUUAAAACAACCACUGAGCUGGGUAUUGAUACAGUUUUAUUUUUGUAAUAGUGUAGCAACUACAAUGUGUUACAAAAUUGCUGCAUACACUUCUACUUUUAUUCUCUGAACCUGAUUGCAAGACAAGUGCUACAUACAAUCGCUUAUACUUUAACCUCAAACACACAAACCACUAACAUUUCCUGCAAUAUAAAGUCAUCAAUUUUAGGUGUAUGAUCUAAACACCAACCUUAUUUAACCCCUUAAGGACACAUGACGGAAAUAUUCCGUCAUGAUUCCCUUUUAUUUCAGAAGUUGUGUCCUUAAGUGGUUAAAAAAAAAACAAAAAAAAAAAAACAUGCAAAGUACCAUGAACUCAGAGCACCAUUACCUCUACAAUGAGUUACAGUGGUUAUGGUGCUUGGCACCCCUUUAAGAUUAUUUUUAUACCUACAGAACUCAUAAAUAUGAUCUGACCUUAUUAUAAACAGUUUUAUGACCAUCCAUUAGCUUCAUGCACAGUAAUGUAUCGGAAAUUAUUAGAUUAAAAUGUGAUUUACAAAGCUGGCUUUUAGAAAGGAAGUAAAAAGAAUAUUUUUUAACGUGUGCAUUGUCAUACUACACAAAGAAGCUAUCAUUUCUGUCCUGCGUGCUUGUGGUUUACACUUUAUUUCUUUGAUUUAUUUUAUGUAGACACGUAAAACUGAAACUUCAGCUGAACGCAGAGGGAAAAAUUCCUGUUCGCAAGUAAGUAACAAACUAAUGUAUUAAUGGGUGAUACAGUUUGCUAUGUUACUAAUGGCUAGAAAGAGACACAGAGUUUGAGGAAUACUGACAAUUAUGUUCUUCAUCUUUAUGGAUCUUAAAACAAAAGACGGAAGCCAAAAAUAGUUAAACAGGGUUUAUAAUAAAGUGAAAAUAUUUAUCUGCAUUGGAUCGAAUACAGCCCUAUUUAGUGGUUUGUUCAAUCCUGGCAUUUAAACUGUUAAUAUGUCUCAGAUUCUUGUUUUUAAAUGAAAACAGUUAGGUAAACGGUCUACCAAUUUUUAAUGCUUUAUAUAGAUAUUGAAUUAAAGAAACAGUCUGAGCACCAUAACCACUCCAGCUCUCUGUAGUGUUUAUGGUGUCAGGAGUGCACUGGUGUACUGCAUGGCUUGUCUGAUGAGAGCUAAUGGAAGCUCCUUAGGAGUCUUUAGCUCUCCAUCAUUAGUGGUGGAUGCGGGAAGCAGCGGAGCAGACCCCAGGUAAGUGGUCAAACAGUUCUUAAAUGGUUUCACUACUUACAGUGAGGGCAGUUGCCAUGGCACUGAUUGACAGCUCUGGGGAGCACUUUCUGCAGUAGCGUUUUUCUACAAAUUAUCAGAGCUGAGAUUGGGUGCAGGGUACUUACUCUCUGCACUAUAAAAUCUACAAACUUCUUAUAGUGCUUAGAUCAGGGGUUCCCAAUAGGUAGAUUCCCAGAUGCUGUAAAACUACAACUCCCUUGAUGCUUUGCAUGUCUUUAGAAUCAGAAAGCAUCAUGGAAGCUAUAGUUUAAAAAAAAAUCUAGGGAUCUACCUUUUGGGCACCCCUGGCUUAGAGUAACUCUUAGUUUGUUCAAAAACACUACCAUUAUUAUUUAGAAUCCAAUAGUUUCCUUUUACGUUUUCCACUUUAUUAAUUCUGGAUUAGUCCCCCUCCAUACCAACUGCUUCCACGCAGCUUAACGUGAUUAAAUUAAAGUGAUUCACAUGCUCAAUAAGUGUGUCUAUUCUGCUCUGUAUUACAUUAUGAGAAUAGCAUCCCUUUUAUUGUUGUCCCAGUAAAAAAGAAGGUGAAACUUAAUGGGAAGAUUAAAAAUCCUGACAUCCAUUUUUACUUUUUUACUUUUUUUUAAAAUUUUUAUAAUUAUCAUAAGGAUUAGCAAAAACCUUACAGAAAAUAAACUUGGGCUGAUUUAAGCGUUUAUUAGACCAUAACAUAGCCAGGUCAUAUAAAGAAUAUACCAGUGCCCAGCUGCAAAUGCGGUCUUAUUGACCACGUAUUAGAAAUUCAAACUUUGAAUGUAAAUAGGAUACGCAAAUUUCCAUGUAAACAGCCACGAUCAAAUGGGCAGUGAGUGCUUUUAAUAACAUUGUAUGUGUAUCCAGAACUUCAAAAGUGGGAGACCACAUAAUUAGUGUAUGUCCACAAAGCUGUGAUAGAUUCUAUACAAAUGCUGUACAACCAUAACUUUUCUAGUACAAAAUGUUACAUAGCAUCUCCUAACGCUGCUAGAAAUUCCAUGAAGGUAUUAACUUUGCUGAUAAGAACAUUAUCACCACCGCAGCUACAUGGCCUAUUCAUUUCAUUACCAGCAUCUGACAAUUCUUUGUACUUUUUACACCCCCUUAGAAUGCAAGGAAAUUCCGUUUUUUUUCUUUUUUACAUAUUCUAGUGGUUUUGAGGUUUAGAGAGACAUUAACCCAUUUGUACAAGAUGUUCUCUAAUCCAAAGUACAAAACAACAGAAAGCCAAGUGAGAGAAUAUUUUUCAAAAUUUGUGUUUGGAGUGGUGGGUUUUAUGAGUGUCAGGCUGCAGCCUUCUUUUGUAACUAAUGUUUAUUCUUCGAAUAGUAAAUCCUCAUUGGUAAGAAAACACACAGCCAUAUUUUAAGGUGUCUGUUCUAUUUCAUCGCAGAUCUCUUUGGGCUGUGGACCCCAUGGCUUAAAUGCUCUUACUGAUAAACUGUUUCUGCAGCAGAGUGUGAUAUUUCCUUUCUAUGGAUAUCCUAGCUGAUGUACCACUUCUCAUUAAUAUGAUUUUUUAUUACGAUGUAAUAUACCCCUCUGAAUCAAUUCUUUUCUGUUGGAUAGUAUUUUCCAGAUUUUUCCCGCAGACAAAAAGAGAGUAGAGCAAGCACUGACGUCUUGUCACCUAGCAAAAGGAAAAGUAAGUUUCAUUUCUUUACGAUCAGUCAGUUCCUGUACGAUCAAUAUACAUAUAGGAGGAAUUGUGAGACUGAAGUAUAUAUCUGAGUCAUUUCAAUGACUGUAUUUAUUGCAGAUCGACUUUUGUCAGAGCAUCAUGCCCAAGGUCAUUGAAUAAUAAAAAAUGCACACUACUCAAUAGCGUUAAUAAAAAAAUAUAUAUAUUUGUAGUUACACAAAGCCAUAUAUUAAUAUUUAUAACUUGUGUAUCUGAUGGGAAUCUACCAUACACUGAGAGUAUUUGAAUUGCUCAGUAUUCUUUUUUCCAUUUCCAAAUAAAAAAUCUACCUUUGUUUUCUUAUAUCUGCGCAAUAUUAAUAAUGAAAUCGACAAAUUUAACCAACUGUAUUCAGGGUUUGGGACAGUGCUUCAUGCUCUCUAAUUGGUUUUCAGAAUGAUUCAAUUAACCCUGAGGAUUUUCCAGAAUCAGUCUUCAGAACCUUCCUCAUGCACCUGUGCCCACGGCCAGAGAUUGAUGAAAUCUUCACAUCUUAGUGAGUCACUAAAUGAAAUGCACUCCUGAACUUAAAAAAGUGAAAGAAAAAAAUGUAAAUCUCAUAGAGUAGAUCAUAAGGUGAAAAAAUGCACAAUGUAAACUGUUUAAAGUUGAGUCGUAGGUCAGAAUCAGCCUUUCAUUCUUCUUUGGUCAGCCUUUCCUUCUUCUUUGGUCAAUGUAAUUAGUACUCAAGUUGGCUAACAGCAACAUUCAAAGCUUAGGGCAAGGGUACGCAACCUUCAGACUGUUGUGGACUACAUUUUCCACAGGAGUACCGAAGGUUGCCUGUCCCUGGCUUAGGGUAUACUUGUAUGCAAAAAGAGUGCUUUAAUGUAGGAUUCAAAGUUUGACACUUUUUACUGUAAGAAUGCAAAAAUAAAGUUUGGAAAUGGGUAAAACAAACAGGUAGCCAUCUUUGUGACCACGUUAUAAGCAAGCGUGGGAUAGGCAUAAGGCUAUUCUAGCUAUAAGAUAAGGCCAGGGACUAAUGAAAGUAUUUAGAAAAUUGGGCAGACUAGAUGGGCAGCAUGGUUCUUACCUGCCAUCACAUUCUAUGUUUCGUAUGCUUUUAUUUUGUAAAAUAUUCAUCUUCUGUUGUGUUCUUAGCCACUCGAAGGCCAAGCCCUACAUGACGAAGGACCAUCUCACCAAGUUCAUCAACCUGAAGCAGAGAGACUCCCGACUAAAUGAGUUGCUUUUCCCACCUGCCAAACAUGAACAGGUGCAACUUCUUAUCGAAAAAUACGAGCCAAGCGUGAUCAAUGUACAGAGAGGUGAGACCCAUAUAUUAAACAAAAAAACUUUAUAGUGAACGAGUGUGAUACGGUGGACUUACAAUAUUCUGAUUUUCUUUGUGUCCAUGGUGGUUAUUUGAAUUUGUCCAUGUUCGUUGUUUUUUUUUUUCUUCUCAUUGAUUUUUCUCUCUCUUCUAGGGCAGCUGUCUCCGGAAGGAAUGGUCUGGUUCCUUUGUGGAUCAGAGAACAGCAUUGUAGCAGUAGAGAAAUUACCAGUGAAUCAGGACAUGACCCAGCCACUAUCCCACUACUUCAUCAAUUCCUCUCACAAUACCUACCUCACAGGUACUGCUCUCAUAAAUUAAUACAAUACAGUAACCCAUCCAUAAUACCUACCACACAGGUCCUGCUCUCAUAAAACAAUACAAUACAGUAACCCAUCCAUAAUACCUACCACACAGGUCCUGCUCUCAUAAAACAAUACAAUACAGUAACCCAUCCAUAAUACCUACCACACAGGUCCUGCUCUCAUAAAACAAUACAAUACAGUAACCCAUCCAUAAUACCUACCACACAAGUCCUGCUCUCAUAAAACAAUACAAUACAGUAACCCAUCCAUAAUACUAACCUCAGAGGACAAUAUAAUACAGUAACCCAUCCAUAAUACUAACCUCACAGGUGCUGCUCUCAUAAUACAAUACAGUAACCCAUCCAUAAUACUAACCUCACAAGUCCUGCUCUCAUAAAACAAUAUAGUACAGAGUCUCAUUCAUAAUACCUACCUCACAGGUCCUGCUCUCAUAAAAUAUAAAGCAGGCGCCCAUCCAAAAUAUUUACCUCACAGGUAUUGUUUCCAUAGCACAGUAUAACACAGGAACCUAUUCAAAACCCUUACCUCACAGGUACUGCUCUGUCAUAAAAUGCGUUACCUGGACUCCAUCUAUAAUACCGACAAAGUUACUCUCCCUGUCAGAAAAACUAGAAAAACCACUUUAUUUUAUUUAUUCUCAGCUGGUCAAUUUUCUGGAGUCUCCUCCCCUGAAAUGUACAGACAGACCUUACUCUCGGGCUGCCGCUGCGUAGAACUGGAUUGCUGGAAAGGCAAACCACCGGAUGAAGAGCCGAUUAUCACACAUGGCUUCACCAUGACGACUGAGAUUCUUUUUAAGGUGAGAGGUGACCUCACAGUACUCUCAGACAUAUAAAUUAAACCUGUGAGGGGGCACUAUUCUGAUAAUCUCUACAACAGAUGCACAUAUAUCAAACAGGGUUAUUCACUAAAACAGUGCUGGAUUAAGAGUCUAUUGGUAAGUUACUGACAAUCAUGAUAGGCCUAAUCAGAGAGUCUUAAACACAGAAAGCACUACAAAAGUCACACCUCCCCCGUGUCUUGGUUCUGAUGGAGCUAGUGCUGGAGCGACUCUUGCAAGAUGCAUUUUAGAGGAAGACUCCGAUGGGAUGAAUGGAUUUUAUUUUUUGUUAUAUCUUGGUAGAUAUACCCCAAAUAAAGAACAUGCAAGCAUUUCAUUAUGUGUUUCUUCAUUGUGGAUACAUCUAAAAACAGCUUGCAAAAGUUGCAGUUCUCUUGUUUGCAAGCCCACCCUUUCUAAUCCAGCCCAAAUGGUCUAUGGCUGACCAAUCAUAGACUCCCCAAUGCAGCUCAGUGAGACUUCUUUGCAAGGCAGGUGUUCUGGACAUUUUCUGCCUUUUGAGUUUGAACUAUCCAAACCAAGAAGUAACAGAAGUGGUUGUAUAAUUGACAGCCAAGUGGCGUGUAACAAGAUUAUUUAUAAAAGUGCCAAUUUCUAUUGAAAUCCACACUUUUUGCAAAAUGGAGGGGAAAAAGAAGACACUCUUCAUACAUAAAGCACAUCAGCAAGCUAAGGUGUUCCUUUAAGCCUAUACAUACGCUCUAUCAAACUUUCUAUUCUGUCUCUCAAACCAGUCUAUCCCCACAGGUCUUUACUCCUGUCUCUCACUAAUCACAAACUCUAAAUCCUCUCUCUUCAGGACUCAAUUGUUCACCACUCUCUUUCCCUUCUAACCAUUAGUAAGUUUGUUAAUUAUUUUAUAGCCAGUCAGCCCACUACAGUUAUUUAAUUUUUUAUUGUUGCAUCCCUCAUAUGUUCCAAUUCUUCCUGCACUUUAUUUAAGAGCAGGUACAUAUGAAGAGUAUAAGGCUAAUUUAGGCUUAUUUUAAGGAACGGAGCUCCAUUGGCUCCUAUAUUAAUCCGGUCCUGCACUAAAAUGUAAAUGGUCAGGGUGCUAAGUGAUUGCAGAAUAACUGUGAAAUAUUUGUGGCCACAAUAGCCAGGCUGAACAGCUCCAUUUUCACAUUGGCUUUACAUUUUGAAAUUCAUUUUUAAAUCACUUAUACUCCGACAGUUCACACCAUGGUAAAUUGCCCUGUCAAUAUGACGACCAGAGACGAGAUCCAUUCCCUCCAUCCUUCCAUGCUCCAACAGUUGGUAGCCAGAAGGCAAUCGAAAACAUGUUAUCAUUUUUCAAAAGAGUGGGAAAAAGGGUAAAGGGCAGCCCCCAGGCAGGAAUUGUGAGAACAAAAAAGGCACCUGUUAUGUUGACUAUAAACAAUAAUACCAAUUAUUUUCCUUAUAAUGAACAUAAAUUAAACCAUGUAUUUACUCAAGACUAGAACUGUAAAUGACCAACUUGAUAACUAUUGGGGAUGACAAUAACAGAAUAUUAUAUAAAUACAAUCCUUGGUAUCAUUCUUUUUUUUUUUUUUUAAACCCUUUCAAUAAAUCUUGGUUGGUUUGUUAUUUUGUGAAUCUGCUGAUAACACUCCCAGCUUUUGAGGCAGCCAGGGUUAUUCAGAAAAAAACACAAACUGCUCGGAAUUCACCAGGGUAACUGCAAAAUUAAAGCCAAAUAGCCAAAGUGAAACAAAUCUGUUGGUGUAAAAUUUGCAAUUCCUUGUUCAGUUCACAAAAAGUCUAGUUUUAAUUAUUAUUUUGUGAUCAACAGGAUUACUUGCUCACUAGAGAAUGUGCAAGACAGAUCAGGAACAAUUACUUCCUGGAACAGGAGUGUGGCACCAGGAAAUAAUGUCUUCUUUUUGUCUUAUACCACAUGUACAUGGGAAACGUGUAAUCCAAUCACAUUACGUUUCCUUUUUACUGUAAGAACAAUAAGGAUGUGGAAUUCUCAGCCUGAAGAGGUGGUUUUAUCAGAGUCCAUACAGAUGUUUAGACAGCAAUUGGAAAAAAUACUUGCAAAAACAUAUAUAUAGAGAUAUAAUUUUUAAUUAGUGAGUUAAGUUUCUUGAUCCAAGGAGACGUGCCAUUCUGGGGUCAAGAAGGAAUUUCUUCCUAGUCUGUUGCAAAAUUGGAAGCACUUUUUUUGCCUUCUUGUAGAUCAACAGCAAAAAUAAAUGUGAGAAAGGCUGAGCUUGAUGGAUGCAUGUGUCAUUUCUGCUGUGUAACUAUGUCAUUAAUGUGCUUUGGUCAAGUUUGUUUGUCUUUACUGUAAUAUAACUAAUAUUCAUGGCACUGAAUGUCAUGCUUUUCCUGUUAGGAUGUGAUUGAAGCCAUCGCCGAAUCUGCUUUCAAAACAUCUCCUUAUCCAGUGAUUCUCUCCUUUGAGAACCAUGUUGACUCGUGAGUACUAUUUACUAUUUACAGAACGUAAAGUGUAUUCAUGACAUGGAGGCAAGUAUUAAUACUUAAAAAUAUUUUCUUUGCUGCUGAAGGAAUUAAAGACAGAGUGCAGCAUUAAUACAAGCCUCCGUUUUCAAUAACAUUUACAUUUGUCACGCUAACAUAUUUAAUGCCGUUAAACCGGUCCUAGUUGUGACGGUAAGGGUUUUUUUUUUUGCUGUUUUUUUCCUUCUGUCACCCACUAAUAAAUUUUUCAUCUGAUAUUUGAAAGGAAUCAUAACCAGUACUGCUCAGAAUAGUGAUUGUGUUGCCAAGAUUAACUGGGUGAUGUUCCUCCUUUUUAUAUGAAACCGUUUUGGAAAUGUUUGACCAAAACAACAGAAAUCUCUGUAGUAUGAGGAGACUGCUCCCUCUUUCGGCACACUGAUAAUACAGUACUUACACAUCUGCUUUCAGUGUCAGUUGUGUCAAAUCUGGAUGGUAGAUAUAGACUGGAAGCAUAAGGGCAGGUUGUAGUUGUGAUAUUGUUUAGAGUGUCCCUUUAAAUGAACACUAACCACCAUAACCACUUCUCACCUGCGGUUUGCCACGUAUCGCUCCUUGAAAGCUAGAAUGUCUCUCUCUGAGAUAAGCAUGGCUUACCUCACUGGGUGAGAGCGAUCAUCUAAUGCGGUUAGCCAAUUAACUAGCCCUGCAUUGCACAGUUUAGCUCAGGAGUGCUCACAGGAGUUUCUCCAUUGUAGCCUCAGGGAGGUGGGAAGGGUGCCCCAUGGACCCCAGGUAAGAAGUUUAACUGUCCUGAAACAGACUACAGUGAUCCUUAGUGGUUAUGUUGCCUGGAGUGUUCCUUUAAUAGAUCUACUACAAAGAAGGUCUUGUAAUGAUUAUGGUUUUAUGGCACAGGUAACUUCAAAGGGAAAAAAAACAAUUGAUGCAGUAAUUGCUAGAUCAAUUGUCGUUCAGCCUUUUCCUGCAUUUUCACCCAAAUGUAUGCUUGAAUACCUCCUAAAUGAUGAUCUUGAUGUAUCCAUCUAUUGUUAGUGCUGACAAUGCUCUUGUUUAGUUUAGAUUAUAAGCCCUUUAAUUGUAAUAUUAAUAUUGCUUGUACAGUAUAGUCUAUUUUAUGCUUUUAAUUAACAACAACAAACAAAUCUGUAUUGUAAAGGGAAUAUUUUGUUGAUGGAUAUCAAAAUACAUAUUUAUUUAUCCACCCCUCUAGGGCUAAGCAGCAGGCGAAGAUGGCAGAUUACUGUAGAUCCAUUUUUGGAGACAUGUUGCUGACCGACAUACUGGAAAAAUAUCCGGUGAGUGAAUCAAAAAAUGUCACAAUUUAUGUGCCACAUUUUUUUUAUAUAAUACUUUUAUACCCUACAAAUUUGUAACUAUUUAUUUUAUUUUAAAGGUAUACUCAAAAUAUACUACAUGUUUUGCAGCAAUAAGUAACAGCUUCUAAUUGCAGGCUUAAUUUCUUUUAAACCGUGUCUAAACCUUACGAGUUUUGUGUUAACAGAUGAGGAACCAUUUUGUUUUAAGAAAGCCUACACUGAGGCAUCCCAAAAAUUACCUGACACCAUAUGAAGAACAGUGCAUACUUUAUUUUGAUUCAAAACUUUUAGUACAGUGUUAGAAAUGGCAAAUACAUUCAUUCUUCCUGAUUAAAACACUUUUCAAGCUGCAUGAAAGCAGGACAGGUUCUGUAAAAGUUCUGCAAAUAACUUUACAAAUUUUACAUUUCACAGCUCUUAAGCUUUAGCUGUCCGCACCAGGAUGUGAGAAACCUUAGGGCUUCCGAAAGCACUGGGCAAAUGGCUAAUAAGAAUUCUACCACUAUGUGCAGUAGCCGGUAUUUCAAGGGUUGCCAGUGGUGACAAGUAUGGGAAUUGAGUUUAAAAAUGAUUUCCAUGGUGGGUUAUAGGAGUUGGGUUUCGUGGAGGUGGGAGACUGAAGGUGGCUGAAUAAAUGAUGUGUUCAAAGUUGGAGAGUAAUAAAAGAAAUAACUUACCUGAAGCAUGUACAGGGCUUGGCUGGUGGGGUUUCGGUACCUUUUCAGGGUUGCUGGCACCAACGUGGUUGUAGGCACCAACAGUGUAUUCCAAUUUGGUGGCAGCGGCGAAGGCCUGAUGGAUCGGGAACAGCUCGUUUAGUGGCGGCAUGACUUGCAGGCCUGAGUUUCGCAUUCGGUGCCCGAAGAUCGCUAGAAAUGGUUCACAGAAUGCCUCCAAAAUGGCACGAGCGUAAAGUUGUGCCAUAAGACUCUUCACCAAGAUGAUUUUGGGUGUAGUGGUUCCAGUUGGAGGACCAGAUGGCUAUGGAAGAGUAUUUUGUCUCUUUCGAAGUGCGGCCAGUUCAGGAAGUCUUUGAACUCGCAAGUACUUUAUUUAUGUGGUUAUCUUGAUAAAAAGACAACAUAAAAGAUGGAUCACAUUGACAUUUUUCCUAUAAAAUAUAGACUGUGGGGUUUUCUUUAUCAGAUGGAAAUAUGUUUGAAAGCUGUGUCUUAAUCAUUUUUCAGCUGAAACCUGGAUCCCCAUUGCCUAGCCCUCAGGAAUUAUUUGGAAAAAUCCUAAUUAAAAACAAAAAGAAUCAGUCUUUCAUAAGUCCUGAGAAAAAGGCACAAACUAGCGAUGCAACUUCUGCAGAUCCAACGAAUUUAAGUGAAAAACCAGGUACAAAAAUGUAAAACAAAUCAUUCUUGCUAGUUUAUUUUCAGUGUGUAUAUAUGUGUGAGUCUGUCUUGUUUUAAAUACAUUUGCCAAGAUCUCUUUGUGAGUAUUGCUAUAUUUCUCAACGUCCUAUAAUGAGACAAAUUUGAUGUUUGUAUGUAGAUGAAGGGACGGAAGAGGAUGCAGUGAAGGAGACAGAAAAUGAAGAGACGGCAGAAAACUUAAAUGAAGAAGAGAUGAAGCAGAUGCAGUCGGAUGAGGUGUUUGGUCUUGUUUUGUUUUUUUCCUCAGUUUUGAAGGCUAGACCUUAAAGGGACACUAUAGGCACCAAGACAACUUUAGCGUAAUGAAGCAGUCUUGGUGUAUAGAUCAUGCCUCUAAAGUUUCACUGCUCAAUUCACUGCAAUUUAGGAGUUAAAUCACAUUUGUAUCUGUUUAUGCAGCCUUAGCCACACCUCCCCUGGCUGUGACUGACUGCAUAACAAAACGGUUUCAUUUUCAAUCAGAUGUAACUAUAAACGUUUUUAUCUCCUUCUCUGUAAAUUGAACUUUAAUAGCACACAGGCAAGCUAUGAACAGUAUAAACAAAUCAGAAGAUAAGAGAAUCUAAAUUAAACAGAAUUUGCAAUAAAGGAAGUGUAAACAUUAGAUUAUUUUUUACAGGAAGUGUUUAAAGGCUGUGUAAGUCACAUGCAGGGAGGUGGGUCUAGGGCUGAUUUAAAAAAGUGAUUUAACUUCUAAAUGGCAGAGAAUUGAGCAGUGAGACAGCAGGGGCAUGGUCUAUACAUCAAAACUACAUCAUUAAGCUAAAUAUGUUUUGGUGACCAUAGUGUCCCUUUAUCAUGGUGUCUUAUCACCAAAAGCUUUAGUGUUCUUGUGGCAUAUAAAUGGGCUGCACAACAUGUUAGUAGAUUCUAUUUCUGGAUCAAAAGAUACAAAUGUUUUUAAAAUGUGCAACAUGAGCUACUUCACAGAGGCAACACUUGAUUAAUGCUUUGGAUUUUUUUAAAUAUAGUUCCUUUUGCAAUUACAAGUAAAUAGAAGUAAGACAGAUGUACAGAAAGACAAAGUAUUAAUGUGACAGUCUGGGUAUGUAUAUUGUUCACUCGCUUUUCUUAACGAAGAUACUGACCAGCUGAGAGCGUCAGCUGACGCUUGCUGCCCAUCAGUGGUGCCAGGUCCAAUGCUUCUUGAUUCAAGCCUUGGACAGUCAGCAGAAGUACAUAGGCAGAACAAAUGGGUCAGUUUGAUAACUUUGGGGUUAAACUCCUUCAGGUAAGCGUGGACCUCCUCCAACCAUAACAACUUAAUUGUGAUUAAGCGGCUAUGGUGCCCAGAGUGUUCCUUCAAACAAAUUCAGAGGUCAUAAUCAAUGCAUAAGAAAACACACAGAUAAAACUGUUAAAUGGAUCAUAAAACUACAAAAUAUAAUCAUAUCAUUAUAAAAUUCCGAAAUCAAAAAAGAUAGUUUGGGAGGGGUGAUAAUGGGAAAGACCAUGCUACAUCUAAAGGAGAGGGUGAGAUGUGACAUUGCUUGUAUGUCAACCAAGGUGUUAAAAUAGUGACUGAUUGCUAAACAUAGGUAUAGACCUCAUUUAAAAAAAAUACAAACAUAAAAUACAGAGAAAAUUACGUUAUCCUUCCUGGAAUUUUGCCAUCUAUAAACAUCUUUAAACGGACCAAAGCAAUUUUCAUUUUACCUUAUGUAGUUUCACCACAGUAACACAAUAUGCACAGUAUUCAACCAUAACCUCCCAGCCUCGAAACGUAGUCCAAACAACAGCUAGAGAGCAGAUUAUUAAUCCUGAACCCACCUAGGUUUGUGUUUUCUAAAUCCAUUUUGUAUACAAUAUAAAGUUGUUUAACCAGAAAAUGUAAUUCAGCUUGUGCUUGUACCUCCUGGGUAUUGCUACGAUUACUCUAGUGCCGGGGUAGGCAACCUUCGGCACUCCAGAUGGUGUGGGCUGCAUCUCCCAGAAUGCUCUCACAGCUAUAAUGCUGGCAAAGCAUUAGGGGAGAUAUAGUCCACACUAUCUAAAGUGCUGAAGGUUGCCUAUCCCUGCACUACUGAACGGUUAGGCUGUGAGGUAGGCUGAACUUGAUGGACGCAAGUCUCUUUUCAGCUAUGUAACUAUGUAACUAUUAAAUUGACCUCGGGAGGAUGAAGCGCUGUGUCUGGAAUCAAACUUGAAGUUUAAACAGUUACUAAUGAACAAUCUUUUAAAUUUAAUGUUGUGGAAAGUUUGCCCUGCAUAAAGGCUGGCCAAAAAAAGAUCUCCUGCUGCUAGAACUACACCUUCCAUGAAGCCUUUUUUUGCCAUGGGUCUACAUUUUGGCCACCCUGCCUUCGAAAGUUAAACAUUAAUCAUUUACAAACAAUAAAUUGUUGACUUGCAACCCUUAUGUAUUGUUACUUACGCUCUUCUUUCCUCUCUCAGGGAACAGCUGGUUUGGAAGCCACUGCCUACGAGGAGAUGUCUAGUUUGGUCAACUACAUUCAACCAAUCAAAUUUGACUCAUUUGAAGUCUCAGCACGUAAGAGAAUUCUGUAAAAUAUGUUGGUUACUCCUGCUUUAAGUUUGCUAUUUUAAAGGCUUUCAGACAUUAUGCUAGUAUUUUGGAUGGAAGUCCAGGAUUCUGUUGUGACACUGAGUACUAGGCAUGUAGGUUUUUGUAGUAUAUUGGGUGAAACAUGUUACUACUCUUGGAGUGCUUUUGACCGUUACCUUUUCUUUAUUGGUUUGUGCUGCAGACCUGUUUCUUUGGUCCUACCCUCCAACAUCAUCUCACUGGACUUCUUCUUGCAGCAUUUGAAGUUCUCCUCUUCUUUCCCCCUAACACAGACUUUCAGACUUUUCCUAUUGAGAAGCCAUGUGCAUGGGGUAGCAAUGGAGGAUACAGGAGCCAAGCAGGUAGAAGGCUCCAGGGACAGGAGCAAUGAGUCCUGUGUAUGCACGCUCUCACAGGCUCACUAUGAUUUGGGGGGCAUUAGUAUGAGAGCUCUAGCAGAGCGUGCUUACCCCUUCCAUCCAUUAGCUGGAGCUCCAUUAGUGAAGCUAACGGAAUGCGGAAAAUAACCUCCCUGGUUGUUUGUCAGCCGGGAACGGGGCUGAAGUGCUUUAUAUGCGUGGAGUGGUCCUUAAAAGUUAGGUCUGAAGAGCCUUAGAGCAGUGAUCGGUCACACUACAGAUUACAGCAGUGAGAACUAUUUGAGGCUGUGGAUAAAGUAUUUUUUGCUCACAUAGUGUGCUAAAGAUCUUAACCCUUGUUUAUCAUUAUACCUGGAACUGUAUGUAUGUUAAAGUCAACUAUAUAUUCAAUGGGUUUAAAGUAGAUAAUCUGUUUUGACUUACAUAUUAUUUUGCUUGAAUAGAUCUGAUUCUUUUUUUUUCUUCUUUUCCAGAAAAGAACCAAAGUUACGUCAUCUCUUCAUUUGUCGAAACCAAAGCUUAUGACCUUCUGACAAAGUUUCCUGUUCAAUUUGUCGAGUAUCCUUUCUGUGGAAUGGAUAUAGAGAUUGAAAGCUCUGUCAACAAGCAAUCACACAUACAUACAAUAUCUACUUAGCUACAAUGUUAUAUCUGAUAUAGAUAAAUAUAUAUAUCAAAUAAACCAUUUCAGUGGUUAGUAUCUUUUAUUUUUUUAAUUUUAUAUUAUUUUUUAUCACUAAUCUAACAAGAGCCCUAUGUUAGUGUAAGCACGAUAACUGUAAUGUUUGGACUUCCUAUAAAGUUUAUAUAGAUAUAACAAGAGACAGAUGAGUCGUAUCUAUCCAAAAGGCACAAGGAUGGACUCCUCCAACUACAUGCCUCAGAUGUUCUGGAACGCAGGUUGUCAGAUGGUGGCAUUGAACUUCCAAACUAUGGGUAAGUAGACAUUAACACAUUAAAGUGCUCUCUGCCAGAACAGUUUGCCACCAUUGUCCUUUAUCUGUUACCUUACCUAUUUGAGAAACAAUACAUUGCACAUUUGUGGGUAUUCCACUUCAUGGACACUUUAACAUUACUGAAGGCUUUUCCCCCCAGGUCUGGAUGUUUUGCCUUUGUUGUUUUUAAUUUAUUUAAAACUGGUCCAAUGUUGAUCCUAGCAUGGUUUAUAAUGAUCUCCCUGUACGAUCUUCUACCAUUCAUUUAAUCGACACAUGUAAAAUACACUUGAGUUGCACCUUAUUUACAUUUCCUUGUUGUCAGAUGUGGCCAUGCAGCACAACAUGGCGAUUUUCGAGUUCAAUGGCAGCAGUGGGUACAUUUUAAAACAUGAAUUUAUGCGACGGGCAGACAAACAGUUUGAUCCAUUUACAGUUGACCGGAUUGAUGUGGUUGUAGCCAACACCCUUUCUAUAACUGUAAGUAUGAGGACGGGAGCUUCUAUCUAUUGUUUUAUGAAACAAACCCCUGAUAUAUAAAUAAUUGUUCUGUUUUGAGUUUCAGAUUCUACGACCUCACUGUAUGUUAAAACAAUAGAAGUUAUAGACCGCAAAGUAAUUACACUUCCACUUAAAAAAAAAAAUGUGGUCUGUCUCAUAAUCACCUAUUUUUUAUGAUUGCACCAGUGAAAUCAACUUGUAUAUAGUAUUCUUUUGUACAUGUGUAUACUAGAAAAAUGCGGUUGCUGUAUUCUCCGUUCCCUGAGGCAAUGUUUGUGUUGUCAUAUAUAGAAUAUACUGUAAUCUGAAUGCACAUUUACCUAGGUACCUGAUUCAAGAAUGUACAAUCACAUGAAUUGCAAGCCUAUUAUUAGAUUGUCACUUGACGCGAGGUGCAACAAAACAGUCAGGGGGGACUGCGUAGGAUGAAAGUGUCAGGUGCCUUACAUUUUAUCCCAGCUGCUGAUAUAUGCAGAAAGUGUCUAAAAACACAUUAACUGAUUAAACCUCUUCCUGUUCAUUCCCCUAAAUAAUCCCUAACGCGUAAUAGAAAUCACAUUCCUCUCACCAAUUUGGCCUUCUUGGGGACAUUUCCCAAAGCGGGAUGCUGAUCCUUGGUGGCGUAUUAGCAUCAAAAUGAAGGGAAAAUGUGUCACUCCAUUUCUGCACUCCUCUAGCAAAUGCAAGGCUCACUAGAGAAAUAUGUUAGCAGAACAGAGAGCAGGAGAACCUUCUGCAGAGAUAUACAGGGACAUCCCAAAUCCUCUCAAUACUCCGAUAUAAAGGCAGGAGAGCUAGCCUUGUUUGAUUAAAGAAUAUUUAUUCACACAGUCAAUGGGAUACAACAUUUCAGUCUAAUCCAAUAUGUACCAGCAAACAGAACCCACCAAUACAGAAUAUCACGUGUGCAGGAUUGGACCGCAACAAUACAGCCACAAUGACACUAAAGUGAUUAAGUACAUUCGUUAAAUAUAGAGGUCACCUUUAUAGAUCAAAUACACCAUAUAUACAGUGGGAGGAGGGAAAAAAAGCAAUGUGAUCAACCAAAACAGAAAUAUAAGCCAUGUGAUCAACCGAAACAGGUAGAGGAUAGAGUUCCUGCAGUCAUUUGGAGAUCCAGUUAAUUAUAAUAUGGGAUAAUAUGGGGGCUCUCUGCUAAUAUGGUCUCCUAGAGGAGAAUGUUAGUUUUAUUUUGUUCACAUUUAAUCUCUGGGAAGGACAUGGUGUUGAAAGGUAAGCUUUUAUGGUCCAAUAGCAGGUUGAAGGUUCACAACGUUCAUUGGAAGGGUGUGAACAUAUGCACAAAAAAGAAUGGUGCUUGGAAAAUCUCCAUGUUUAUUUUCAGAAUUAUCCUGAUGUGUUAUAGUUCUAAGGCAUUAAACAACUCUGAAAGAAAUGGAUUAAAACGCGUUGUAAAAAAUCACAGAAAUUAGAUGUUCACCACACAGAGGGAAUAUUCUAACGUUUCCAUGUUCCAGCUCUUUAAACCAUUUGUGUAAAUUACAUUUCAGAUUGCAUGUUACUAUAUGUUUGCUAACACCUUUAUGACAUUUCUGAUUUGCCAUUUACUAUCUUUAUCAAUAGGUAUUAUCAGGACAAUUCUUAUCGGAUAAAACUGUAAAAACAUACGUAGAGGUGGAAUUGUUUGGGCUGCCGGGAGAUCCAAAGCGUAAAUACAAAACAAAACUAACGCCAACAGCAAACUCCAUCAAUCCAGUGUUUAAAGAAGAACCAUUUGUGUUUGAAAAGGUAUAUCUGUACUGCAUGGUCUGCCUUGCAUACUUUUGCUCAUUUAAGAAAAUAUGAUUUUUUUAAAUAAUGCUUUAGAAUGAGGUGUCUGCCCACUUCCAAGCAAUACUUCCUACCAAAAUUUCAUAAAGACCCCAGUAAAACCCUGAGCCAACCAUUUGUGGGUAUCCUGAACUAAUUGCGAAUACUCAGCACUACGUAUCACUAUUUACAACAUAUUCUCUCUCUUUUUACAUCAAUAUGUAGGUCAUUGACAGUAUAUACAUUUGGUAUUUCUUUACUAUUCUCUUUGUUUUUGUAUGGUUUAUUACUUUUAAAGCACAUCAUCAGUAAAGGUUGUUUUUGUAAAUGAGCUUUUAAGGUCAAAAUAUAGGUUUCCUUUUGUGACAAACGCCUGGUCUGGUCAUUUGCCACGAGCUCCUGGAGGAGCCUGCUAGCCAGCCUCCUGCCUCAGGAUUAUGGGCCAUACAAAAUACCCUGCAAACUACUCUGUUUGUGUGAUUUGGGAUUAUGUUGUUCAGGAACCGAACAACAUGAGCUUGUUAAGCCCAAUUGACACAUUGUUACUAGUUCCACCGCAGUGUUCUAAUUGUUCGUCAGGGUGGCCGCAUUUCGUAUGAAUGACCACAAGGUGGCGGCCAUCUUGUUCCCACGAACGCAGGCAGCUGUGUUUGGGCAUCAAUCUCCUGGAACUAAAAUUGGACACGGAAACUCUCAAACAGCGCUGGACUUCCAUCAUCUCCUGCGUUAGGUUCUAUAGAAGGGCACUGUUGGGUGGAAACAUUCCCAUGAACAAGGUGAACAAGCUCCAGGGUAGAACUAUGGAUUCUGUUCGGUAGUUAUUUUACUUUUAAACUAUCGAACUUGACUGACCGUGAUUUUUGGAUAUGUUGGUCACCCAGAUCGGGGCUAUCAGGGGAUGUAACUUUUGUGGGGUUUUUAUUUGUUUUGGGGUAUUUCUGUUUUUUGCCUGUUUCUGUACUGAGAGAUAAUUAAAUUAUAUGUUUGUGUGCUCAGAUAAUUAUGUCUCAGUCACAGGGGAGGACUAUGUUAGAUGUUUGCUUGUAACUAGACUCCUCUCAGGUCCAGGGGGAGGGAUUAUCCUGUUUUGUGUGGGAUUGUUAUGGGUGUGUUUACUGUGUCCCUAUAUGGUAUAAAAUCAGGCCAUUGAGCCUGGAUUAAACACAUUCAUUUUACCCUUCAUCAAGUCUAGGCUGAUAUUUGGGGACUUGAGAGCUAUAAUCACUGCAUCACUUGGGAUUUGGGACACUUACAGCGGAUAUACUCUGCCGGAGUAUAGGGGAUCCAUAACACCUUUCUCUGGAUCUCUUGACGAUUAGGCGGUUAUUCUAUAUUGGUCAUGCAAUCACUGACACUCUUAUUCACCAAAGUGUGACUUGUCAGUAAUUAAAAGGUGAAUUUUUUAAAGUGAAUUUAAAAUUGUUGUAUAUAGCCAGAGUGUAAAUGUAGCUAACUUGGAGAAUUUUUUUUUUUUUUUAAUUCUUUAUUUUUGCAGUGCAUGAAAAUGAUACAGGCAGGCUUGAGGUGCCCCAAAAGCAGUCCUCAGGCUGUUCCUCCGCGUUACAUGCGGGACAAAUGUCUAUCAAGCACAAUUUUUUUUUUAAUAUAAACAUGCUUAGUCAAUCAUACUUUAAGCUGUAAGAAGUUAAGAUAGCUAGUUCAGAAUCGUUUUGUAUGAGGUUGUGACAUAACUAGGAGUAUUUCUAUGUUGCUUGCCGAAAAACCUAGGCUGAGAACAGUACAGGUCAUGCAUAUAUAUAUAUCAGUAGCUGUACAGAUAAAGUAGUACUCCUAGGCUUCACGUGGCUUACAGGCUAGGCCUUGAGCACUCAGUGCAAUACAAAAAAAUCACCUUUUAGCAGUAGAUGCCCAGUUUUAUCAGGGCAUGGGCACAGUUAUACAGUAAGUUGCUUGGAAGUUAUCGUUACAUAACAGGCUGACUAAGCAUUAAAUCUGAGUAACAUUCUAUCUUUCGUGGUUUACUAUGAGUGUAACGAACAUAAGAUCACCAAUCUCAAGGUCUAUUCAUGCUGAUGCAAUAUCAUUAACUGUGUGAUUCUUCGGUGAUAAGAUUAAACAUCUAGCGCCCUAUGCUUAACUAAUAGAAGGCUAAUAUAAACAAGCGUGAGUAAGGUAUACUAUGGUUGGCAAAAAGCAUUUGUCAGCACAUGAAAUCAAACUGGUAUGCAGCGGUCACCGGCACGGCACUUGCAUCUGGACCCGUGGGGUAGCGUAUGCGGGUCAUAAGAGAGUUUGUGGUAAGUCACUAUUUAUCCUAUUCCUUCUGUGGGAAUGCGGCUGAGGCUCUCCGGUUGGUCCAGAGGAGGUGCUGACGCUCGGCCGGUGGUGGGGGUGUCCCUCUUGCCCCAAGCUGGUGUGCAGGCCUGCGUCUUCUGGCCUGAGACUCGGUGGCACACGUUGCCCGAGUGUCUCCCCCUCAUGGGGGUGGCGGGAGGUCUGUAUGUUGAUUGCCGUUUGUGUUUCCGCCUAUGUGACCGACGCCUUCGGGUCAAGGCCCUUUUGGCCUGCAGCCCGGGUGGGCCGGGGUGGGUGAGUGUCAGCUUUUGGUCUCGGGUUGCGCCCGACGGAGUCCCCCUCUCGCCCGGCCGCCCAUAGCUCCCCUCUCUUGGGUCCAUGGGAUCCUGUCGCUUUGUCUUGGUGCGCUGUGCGCGCCGCUGGAGCUUCUCCCAGAAGUCGUUGAAUAGUGCAUCCAGACGCUGCAUGAGGUCUGUGCCGCAGUCGGAGCUCUGCUUAGCUGCUUCAAGCUGAGUUGCUGCGAGUACUCCGCCGCCAUUUUCGAUGGGCCACGUGUCGCCGGCCCUGGUGUCCACACGCUGUGUAUAGGCUCAGACUGGGCCCGCGGCGAGGACCGGGAUAUCCCCCACCGGUCCGGGGGGGGGGGGCGGGCAGGAUGAUUGAGGGUCUAAGUGGUCGUGGAGCAGGAAGGUGGAAAGGAGAGCGGCCGUCUCCCCUCUGCCAGCCAUCCUGUAGGCCUCGGUCACCGCAGCUAGGGAUCUCGGGUGGUUAGCUAGUCGAUUUGGGUGUCCAGAGUUGCCCCCCGAGGAUCCCAAUUCAGUUAUGCCCUUUAGAGUAGUUCUGUGCCAGUUUUACUGGGUAUUUUCCCCAAAAUCAGGCAGAUAAUGCAGGAGCUGGGUUUCAGCACGUCCACUCUGCUUGGCAGCUAGGCUCCGCCCCCUAACUUGGAGAAUGUAUUUCCCAAUGUGGCUAUUUAUGUAUGAAAUUUGCUUUGGAUUCCUAACAAUUAACAUUUUAGUAAAUAUUCCUACUAAUCUUUAACUAAAUGUUGGUUAAAUAAGUAGCAUUUAAGGAUUACUCCAAGCAUCAAACCCACUAGAACCUGCUGUUGUAGCUGUGCUAUUCCCUGCUAAUGGGGCAACUGUAAUAAUAACAAAGUGUUUAAGCAGGAAAGGCACUUUCAGAUAUUCCCUGGUUUCCAAAUACGUCCUGGGGUAAAUCAUAUAGCAGUGGGUUGCCACUGAGGUGGUGCUAGAUGCUAAUCCUGACAUUCAUUCAUUGUCCGAGAGCGUCGGCUCUGGCCAACGAAGGAAUCUGUUUGCACAGAAUUAACAUUAGCCAACCCAGAACUCUCAUUCCAGGCUCCAGGUGGAGUUAAAAAAUAUUUUAGUAUGUAGCUUUUCAUAUUAUAACACAGCUUAUACAGAGCUUGCACCAUCACCACUUCCAAAUACUAGUGUCCAUGGUGCUUGAAGUAACCCUUUAAGUAAAUGGCUAUGGAUUCAUAGACAUGACUAACAGCAAUGGCAUUAAGUUAGUUUUUCCUUAAACUGUGAAGUUCUUUGUAUUGUUAAUGUUGGGGAAUUUAAUGUAAGGUUAUUGAUACUAUUGUUUUCUUUCUUUAUAGAUUCUAAUGCCAGAGAUUGCUUCUCUGAGAAUUGUGGCAUAUGAGGAAGGAGGGAAGUUUAUUGGCCACCGGAUUAUUCCUAUUGAUGUAAUUCGAUCAGGUAAAGCUGAGCUUUUUUAGAAUGUUCUCGGGAUUUCUCUGUUCUUCUACAUGAUAUGUAUGAUCAGAACUAUAUCCCACAGAUAACAAAAAAACCUCACAUCUUUAAUGGCCAGUGGCUCACAGCCACUCACUUAUUGUGGAGAUACCAAAUACAUCCCUCUAAAAACAUCUCAUGGUACUGUUCAUCUAGUCCUACAAAUGUCAUUCACAUAUCGUUAUAAUAUUUAGAAAGAAUAAUCACUGAGCAGACAGAUAAUAUAUAGAUCAACACUCACGUAUCACACAGCAGGGUAACAUUAUACUCACAUGUAUUGGAGCAACACCUCAACUCUUGAUUGAGAGAAAUGUUGUUGGAAAUGAGUUCCAUUUGCAUUUUACUUUAUUGCUCAGGAUACGGACUCUGGUUGAUAGGGUUUGUGUUGACAUUAUUCUGUGCAAGGAAUACAUUUGAGAAUGGACAAUCUCCAUGUGAAAUGUAAACCAGCACCAAAAUAUCUAAGGUGGGGGAAAAAAACCUCAAAUUUAAUAAAGUCCAAUGUCAAGUUGCCAUAACUCACUGCUUAAUUAAAAGCCAAGUAAUUGUGCCUCACACAGGGUAUAUACAAUUAUAAGUUAGUUUUCAAGUUAAUCGUCUACAGUGCUAUUUUGCCUUUUAGAUUAAAAUACAGCCUUUUUUUCUUACUUUUUUCUAGGUUUUCAUCAUAUUUGCCUUCGUAGUGAGAGUAAUAUGGCGCUCACAAUGCCCUCUCUUUUUGUGUAUGUUGAAGUCAAAGACUAUGUACCGGAUACGUGGGCAGGUAUUAUCAACAUUAAAAUGUAUAGUGUAUAGGGGACAACUUAAUAGGAAUUGGGUAUACUUCCCUAAAGAGUGGAGGGAGUAAAGGAAUAAAACAAACUAAAUAGUGUUCGACUGGAUCAGGAUUCACGAGUCGUGGGUAAAAGGGUAAAUAUAAAAACUACUAGAAAUAGGGCUGCCCAAUCGGUAGAUCCCCAGAUGUUGCAGAACUACCAUGAUGCUUUGCACACCUUUAGAAUGACAAAGCAUCGUGGGAGUUGAAGUUCUACAACAUCUGGAGAUCUACCUAAUGGGCAGCUCUGAUUUAGAGAUUUACAAAUAGAAAAUGGCAGGAAUGUAAAAGGGCAAAAAGGUAUGUGGGGUAAGAACUAAUUUAUAAAUAUAGCUGAAUUAAUUACUGUAAUAAAAUACUGAAUUAAAAUAAAUCAAUACACAAAUCGAACUACAACAAAUCAAUAAAACAAUAUAAAAUACUAUACAAUAAAAGCAUGAUGCCAAAGUUCAAAUGCAAAAACUUCAUUAAAAGUCCAAAAUACAGCAAAUCAAGUCUGAGUGUUGCUGUGGAACCACAGCAGCAAAGCAACGAAAAGGAAAGUGGUUACUGGGACUUAACCUUAAUGUUCAUGAAAUCACUUUCUAAAUGUAAUCAUUGUAAACGUGUCAAAACCCAUAUAUCAAUAUCGAGGAUAUUUCUUGUAAAUGUAUAGAUAUAAACAUCUUUUACUGCAUGGGGUUUGACCUUUCUGGGUUACAUCUAGCAAUCUGGGCCUGGUUUACAUUAGCUGGGGUCCGGGCGGCUGCAUGCUUAGCCCCUCUAUCCAGUUCAUGGUGCCAUGCUAUAUGCAGGAUGACGAUAAUAACCAGCAAAUGUACAGCUUAAACGAUGUACAGGAUUAUUCACUAAAGUGAGAAUUGUUGGCAAUUCAAAAUUAAUUUCAAAUUGAAGGCUACAACAAAGAACAAAAUCUGCAAGUCAGCUUUCAAUUUGGCCUUACAUUUGGAAUUCACUUUAUUUUCCCAAAAAUUCUCACCUUCGUUAAUAGCCCUGAUAGUGUACCUAAAUGUCAACCUGUCAUCCACAAGAUUUGAGGAACACAGGUUCAUUGUACGGCCAUUCUUUUUUUCUUUAUGGUAAUACUUCCUCAGAUUAACCUCUUUCACAGUGCGAAGCUGAAGGACAUCUUCUAAUAUGACAACUAGUUCAGAGGAAUAUAGGCACCCAGACUACUUCAGCUCAAUGCAGUGGUCUUGGUGCCAGGUCCCUCUAGUUUUAACCCUGCAGUUUCAGAGAAACUGCUAUGUUUACACUGAGGGUUAAGCCAGCCUCUAGUGGCUGUCUCUCUGACAGCCGCUAGAGGCACUUCUGCCAUUCUCACAGUGAAACUCACAGUGAGAAGACGCUGACGUCCAUAGGAAAGCACUGAGUAAUGCUUUCAUAUGCGCUAUUUGAAUGUGCGCGUGGCUCUUGCCGCGCAUGCGCAUUCAGUGCUGACGUCAGCAGGAGAAGGAGUGUUCCCCGGCGCUGAGAUAGCCCGGCGCUGGAGAAAGAUAAGUGGCUGAAGGGGUUUUAACCCCUUCAACCCAGCGUGUGGGGGGGUACCUAAUGGUGCCAGAAAAACAAGUUUGUUUUCCUGGCACUAUAGUGGUCCUUUAACUUACCAUUUUUUUUUGUAAAAGAGAUAUGAAGAACUGAUAUUACAUGGUGCAGUUACUGAUUGAUGGAUGGUGGCUUCCUGUUUGACCUAAUUAUUGAUGCAAGCACAAAUGUAUGGAAAAUAUGCAAAAUAUCCUGGCCAUUUGAUAUUCUAAAUGCAAAAUGUAUGGAUCUGCCGAGUUUCGUGUUCUGUUUCUACCUGGGUUUACUAGGUGAACUAUUGCUUUUGGAUUGAACUAGUACUAACUAACUAACUAUACCUAUAUUUGUUUUUUAGAACUUACUCAUGCCCUCUCAAAUCCCACCAAAUUCUUCAACCCCAAUGAAAAGAAGUCAAUAAAACUGAAAGACGGGGCAUCCUUAUCUGAAGAGGUUAGUAAAUAAGAAACUAAUGGUAGUACUUAAAGUGUUCUGGCCCAAUGGUUAGGAGCAGAAUCACCUAAAAGAACUAACUGUAUUUACUAAUUCAAUGACAAUUUCUGGGAGUAGAAAAUUUGCUUCAUUGUAAAUCCUACGUCUAAAGAUACCAAACACAAGUUCCUGCUAGUUGUCCAAGGCCACCUGCCAUGAACAUGAAGUGAGGAUUUUAAGGAGGAAAAAAGUGAGCAUUGGGGUAGAAGGAAUCAAAUACCAGACAGACAGUGAAAGGGCCCUUUACUCCUUCCCUCCCCCUCCUGGAAGUAAUAAAAUGGGGCUAAAACCAGCUUUUUAAAAAAACAAAGCAUUGUGGGAGUAGUUGUUCCAAUGGAUCUACAUUUUCAUACUUCUGCAACUGGUUAUACUGAGCCCAAUUGACAAAGUCUGGGCUGGGGAAGAAUGGGAUAGCUUGCAGUAGCUGUACAUAUAAGCCAAGAUUUUAUAUACCCCAAAUAAAAAAAGCUAAAUUAAUUACUUGCAUAUUUUGGGGGGGUUGCAUCUACUAAACAGUUUUUUUAUGAAUUGUUCCUUUAAACAGAUGAAAAUUUAUUUUAGAUACUCUGGUAUGUUUGGAAAUGUAGAUUUAACGACGCGUUUGUUUAUCCCUAUUAGAAGUCCAUCGCAAACCAAGCAAAUGGCAACACUGGAUCAAAGAAAUUGGUGCAGAAUGGACCGUCAGGUAAUGUACCGGUAUCAAGUUAUUAGCUGAUUAACAUUGUAAUUUAUAUUGUAUAAAGACAAAAGUCCAGUAGAGAAGUCCUACGAACACCACAACAAAUUAAUCUCAGUGAAGUUGUGAUGGUGCCUGGAGAUCCCCUGGUGCAGUGGUACAUUUAAAUGUUGAACCUCUCCCUCUCUUCCAGACGAAAAAGGAAGCAUUAGUGUGAACAUUAAGGAGGCAGCAGUGAUUAACGCUAUCAGCCUAUCACUGGACCGCCAAAGAGAGUAUGAGAAAGGUGUAAACUUCUAAGGUUUAAACUUAAUUACGGUAAAGUUAUUAUGGUGUCCAGCAGGCCCAGACUGGCCAUCGGGCACACCGGGCAAAUGUAGGGGAGGUUACAGGACGCCGGCCCCACUGUAUUCCAUGAUGGACUGGUGGGGAGAUCAAAGAUCUCCCUCUCUGGCCCACAUGCACUACAUUGUGGCCGCCGGCAUGGGAGGGAGACAGGAGAGGACCCGAAGGAGCUCUAUCUUGCAGCUCCACCGGGUUCCUCUCACGAGAUCCGGAGCAUUGCCAUGGCAACGCUCCAGGUCUCACACGCGUGAACUCUAGCCACCAGCAGGGAUGGUAAUAGGGUCCCCCCUCCCAGGCAUAAGGUAAGAAAGGAGGGGGGAUAUAAUGCUUGUUGGCAUUAACCUUCCUCCACACUGCACACCUUACACACACUACACCCUUCACACACAUACACACAGCAGCCCCCAAACACACUGCACCACAAACACACACACACUACUUCCAAACAUAUAUGUAUAUAUACUACAGAACACCUAGCACUUUUUCAGUGGGCAGCUGUGAUUAAAAAAAAAAUGCCCAGGGUGAAUUCUUUUCCCAGUCCGGCCCUGGUGUCCAGAGUGGUUCUUUGUGUGUUUUUGGUGCUAUAGAUACGAUUCAUACAAACCCCAUGAAACUUAAUUUAAACAAAUUUCUAAAUGCUCGCUGGAAUCUUGCUAGUGUUCAGUAUGUUUCUUUAGCAGCUGCUGAAUACUCUCCUAGGACUGUUCGAUGUCACGGAGUACAAUGCACUAUACAUGCUCUACACCUAGCUGUGUUUAGUACAAUUUCUAAACUGACUAGUAAACAAAGUGCAAGGGGCAGACAUCUCAAAGCUCGUUUUUCCAACAUAUAUUUUAGGCUCUGUCAGAAAAGGGACACAGGAGCCUGUACGAGAAGCUGAAGGUAACAUUUUUCUAUUUUUAGAUAUUUAAAUAUUUAUCUAGUUUUUAAUUUUGUUAUGGAGACUAAUCGCUCUAAUUGCUUUAGUUAUAAUCGUAUAUGAGGGCAUGGAUUCUAAGAAAAGAGCCAUUGUAACAGGUUUAUAUUAUACGAUGUCCCAUUUUUGUUUUGUUUGCUUCCCUGUGUGGCAGUGUUUUAUUUAUUUACUGUAACCGACUGUAGUGAAUACCCUGUGAAACAGUAUGUACACGAUUACAUUAUGGCUGAUUUAUGAUUAAGCACUAUGUCCAUUUUCUGGGGACAACACAUGGAAUGGAGGAAGAUGUCCAGUCUGAGAAUGUUUACAUAGAUGGCCGAGAAUAAGAACACACCUUGCCCAUUUUUAUUUAUUGUGUCACUUUAUUACAAUGUUUACAUUGAUGUCCUAAUACCUAACUAUACAGGAAUACACGUGGCUGGUUUUCUGGAAAAAUAAGGGGUAAAGUUUUAAAUCCAGAUUUCUAUGACAGUAAAUUGCUUUUUUUUUUAGAACCACAAACUGCAGACCAGGAUGAGCUGCAAAAGCAGAAAAGCUUCUUAAAAAUCCAGAAAAAGCAGGAGAAGGAACUGAAAGACCUGGAGCGGAAGGGAAUGAAGAGGAGGGAGGAAAUAGUGCAGAAAUACGCAAGCGCCUUCAGCACAAUGCACUCGCAGAACAAUAAAAAGAAAUGCUGCACAAGCAGAGAAAACAAAAAGAAGAGGUAAAGCUUUGCCUGUCCUAAUCCUCUGUUAUAGUUGGAACUGACUCUGAUGUGACUAAUGUUAAGACAUUAAAGGGACACUGUAGGCACCCAGACCAAUUCAGCUCAUUGAGGUGGUCUGGGUGCUGUGUCCCGUUUGCACUUAGUGCUGCAAUGUAAAACAUGGUAGUUCCAGAGCAAUAUUUACAUUACAGCUCUAAGACUGCCCACAGUGGCUAUCUACCAGACAGCCACUAGAGGGCUUCCUGAAUGAAAACGGAUCUUUGGUCCGUUAUCUGAGGCUGGACGUGCACGAGGACCUCCAGCAUCAACUUUUUCCGUGAAGGAAAGCAUUGAUUAAUGCUUUCCUAUAGGAUAUCAUAAUGUGAGCAAGACCAUUGCCACACAUGCGACUAUCUCUUCCUACUACACUUUUUUUUACCUUGUCAUCUGUCCUUGUGCUCUUUUGACACUAUCGACACCUUCCUUUUCUUUAUAUGUUUAAAUCAUCAUGUGUGACAAACUCCCCUGUCCUCGUGAGAUGGCCAUGAGCUGCUGGAGGAGCCUGCUUGACAGCAUCCUGCCCACAGACUAUGGGCCCUGUAAUAUACACUGAAAAGUCUCCAUUCAUGUAUUUAGACUAUAUGGUUCGGGAACCUAACAGCCGCAUGAACCGGAGACCACCCUGGAGCUUGUUAAGCCUAAUUGCUACUUUGUAGCAAUUUCCACCACAGUGUUCCAAAUGUUCGUCUGGGUGGGCGCAUUUCCUAUCAACGACCACUAGGUGGCAGCCAUCUUGUUCCCACGAACACAGGCAGCGGUGUUUGGUUGUUGAGUUCAUGGAACUGAAAACGGACACAGAAACUCCCGAGCACCGCUGGACUUCCAGCAUCACCUGCAUUCGGUUCUACAACACAAAGAAAGACACUGUUCAGUGGAAAUGUUCCCACGAACAAGGGAAACAAGCUCCAGGGUAAAAAUAUUGACUAUGUUCGGUAGUUUGUUCGGUUUUAAACUACCGCACUAGACCGACCACUAGCCCUGAUCUUGUGGAACUGUUUUGGGCAGGAGCUUCGUGUGCGGUCGGUCAAAUUAUGACUUCCCGUAAAUUCCCGAACCGAUCUGGGUGAUUUUUAGAUAUGUUGGUCACUUAGAUCGGGGCUAUCAGGGGGUGUAACUUUAGGGGGGGGUUUUUUAAUGUAUAUUAAGGUACUUUUGGGGUGUUUGUGAAAUGUGUGGUUUUUGUGCCUGGAGAUAAUGAAGUUUGUACAGUUCCUGACUAAAUUAUCUCCCAGGCACAGUGGAGGGAUGAUCCUGUUUUGUGUGGGAGUGUCAUGGGCGUGUUUUCUGUGACUCCAAAUUGUAUAAAAGCAGGCCAUCUGGCCAGAAUAAGCGUAUUCCAGUUUGUACUCCCAGAACUAUGUGUCGUCUGGUACUGGGAGUGGAAAGGGCUAAUCACUGUUCCAGUGUGGAGGAUUCAAUGGGGAAAGUCCAUGUAAGGACUAGAGCUCCCAGGACUGAGUGUCGUCCAGUGCCUGGGGGUGGAUAGCGCGAGUUCCCCAUACAGCUCCAGGACCCCAGUCAAGCCAUGGUGACUGUGGGCAGAAGUGCUGCGGUUUGUCCCCUGUUCCAGCUAGGAAGUGGUGCUUGGCCGAGGUACCCAGCCAGAGGUACAGUGAGCUCCGUUACAUCAUGCUUCCUACCACCUUUUUGCAAAGCUGAUUUUUUUUCCUAAAAAGACUAUCCAGAACUUGCUGAGGUGCUUAGCUGCAUGUCACUGCAGUCUUAAUUCAUACCAGGUCCAAUUUUGACAGGACUGGAUAGGGUUUUCUGACUCGCUUGCUUUGAACAGUAGUCCAAGAUAGCUGUCAGUGCUUCCAUAUGAGAAGUAUUGGUUUCAAUGCUUCUCUGUGAGAAGUACUGUUGGUAGAUCACAAAAUUAAUGUCAUUUUUUCCCUAAUGCUUUUCUUUGUGAAGCACCUGAUUGUUCACAAGUCAUCAGUAUUGAGGACAUUAGUGAGGCUAUAUCAGGUGACAGCAAGAAGAUGCUUGAACAGGAUUUUAAAUUUAAAAAUGGAGCAUCAGUAAUCUAAACAGAUGAAGAAGCACACCAAUAGAAAAUAUAUGGAUAUAUUUUAUUGGAGUCCUUCUUUAAAACAUAAUUCUACCUACCACAAUAAGCAUAGGAUGAUCAAAAAAAGUGGGUUUAGAAGCAUAGACAUGUGUCCCAUUAGCACAGGUUUCUGUUUUCUCGCCAAUAAGUAAUGGAUAAGGGAAGGGAUAUGAUGUAGGGGACUAAGCCAUAUAUAUAUGUAUUAGGGAUCGGUACACCAUAACUAAUGUGAAUUUAAAUAUCAAAUCCACUAUGUCAAAUAUCUCACAACAUAGGAUCUACAGAUUAGCAAAGUCUGCACUGGAUUCUUUACCAAUGGGAAUUAUCCCUAUUAGAACCAGAUGUAUAAGUUAUGCCGUCUUCAGCAAUCCCCAUCCUUGCAUUCGGUUAUUUGCACCUAAAUGAAUACCACAUUGGGAUUUUUAUUUUUUAGCAGUGGUUUGAGAGUAGAAAUUGAAAUAACUACAGCUCUAAAAUCUGUGCAAACCCUAUCUUGUGGGCAAUUGGAACAUAAAUAAUAAAACUUCCCAUAGCAUCAACUAGUUUUUUCUGUGGGUCAUCUUUCUGGACUGUACUAAACAAUAACAACUAUUGGACACGGAUCUGCUAGCCUAUCAGUGACUCUCUCACACUAAUAUAUCCUUAGGAAAUCUCAGGGUUCAUCGUACAAUUAAUCCCUUCUUUAAAUAAAUAUAUAACAUUGCUGGUAAUUAGGAAAUGCCUGAGUCAGUGGACACAAAAAAAGGGCAGGAGCCUGAGUAUCCCAAUUCUUUACUGUUUGAGUAACUUGCGUCACAGAUUCUCUGAAUCUAAUAAGGAUGGAAAAAUUGGAUCUUACAAAUGAAGGUGUAUUGGUCUAAUAGAUGUUUCAAUUGCAGAAGUAUACCAGAGGAUGACUAUGGCGCAGUAUGGGGUGCGGGUGAGAUACCUGGUAAGGGAGAUCCAAAGGUUUUGGAGCUUAAGGAAAAGAUGGAGCAAGAAUUGACACGGGCUGGAGAGGAACAUUACGAGAGCAUCUGGAAAAAGAAAGAGCAACAUUCAAUUGAGGUAUGGGCAGGAGAUGAUGAUAUAAUCAGGCAGAACAAACACAGGGAACCAUGCAACAAGUUAUCAAUAACACAAUAUUUUCUUGCUUUGCCUACUUUAGCAGUGAAAUAGCUAUCUUUUAUGGUCUGAGUGUCUGUUUGUGUAUUCAUCAGUUCCCUUAAUGUUGGUAUGGCAGUUAGGGUGAGUAUCCUAUCCUAACAAGGUUAAAUAAUAAAAAGAUAAAUUAAAGAGACAUUAUUGGCACCCAGGCCACUUCAGCUCAUUGAGGUGGUCUGGGUACAGUAUCGCUAUUGCACUCAGUGCUGCAAUGUUAAAAAUUGCAUUUCCAGAGAAACUGCAAUGUUUACAUUGCAGCACUAAGCCUGCCGGGGAGACAGCCACUAAAGGUGCUUCCUGGAUGCAAACGGACCUUUGGUCGGGUAACUGACACUGGACGUGCUCAAGCUUUGCAUGAGGACAUCUAGCGUCAGACUUGUCCCCAUAGGAAUGCAUUGAUUCAAUGCUUUUCUAUUGGGAGGUCUAAUGCGCACACAGCAUUUUAUGCACAUUAGCGCCCGCUCAACGCAGUACAGAGGGGGAAGCAGAGCCGAGACCCAGCAAUGAGAGACUUUGAUACUGUGGUAAGAUGAGUAAAUUAAGUGUUUUUAACCUUUUAUUUACUGAUGGGAGGAGGGGCAAAAGGGAGGUCGGAGGCACAGAUAGCUAUAAUGCCAGGAAUACAGCUUUGUAUUCCUGGCACCUAUAGUAUCCAUUUAAGCAUGUGGGAAUAAAUUGCAUACACUUUGUGGCAUACACACCCCUCUUUUGUUGGAUUUUCAGACACUUCCCCUCUUAGGAACCUGGUAGAGGAAUCAGGAUCUGCCGGCUUCCUAAGAGACUCCUUACCAGGUGAGCGUUUCCACAAUAGUGCGUUUUAUUUAUCACCCUAUGAGAACAUACUGCAAUUAGGAGAUAUUCUCUAUAUUUCUUUUGUUUUAUAUGUCACAUGGAGAGCUGCUAAUAUUAAAAUCCAACAAAAGAGGGGUGUGUGUUGUUAGGGUGUUACAACCUUAAAGCACACAAGCGACAAAGUUUGAGCCUAUAUUUUUAAAAAGCACUAUACCAUGUGAGUUAAUCUCAACUCACCUUUAAAUUAUAUUUACUGGGUUGUUACAAUAUAACACUAUACGUAUCUUUUUAUCUUUCGGUUACAUGCAAUAUUUUAUCUUCACCUAACUAUUCGAGGGGUAAGUCCCAGCUUUUACAUAUUUAUACACAUUUUUAGGGCUGCACUUUUUACACUUUGUGUUUUAGGGGAUUGUUACCUAAAUACGGAGUGUUGUGUUUCACUAUCUACUAUUCCAGAAAGAAGCUGAAAUUCAAUAUAUACUAAUCUCCCAUUGCUCUGAAUGUGCGUUCCAUAGUACAAUGAGAUGUAUUGAGAUAUAUAUGGAAAAUGUAUAAGUCUUGUCUGUUGUGCGUUAACAGAAAGAAAACCUUAAAUGUAAGAAACUAAUAAGAGCUGCAGAGAGACACGGGAGGGGAUAAAAACAACCAAAGCUCUGUUCUGAUGACCUAUUUUGUGUUUUUAGCUACAAUUCUCAUUUAUGAAAGUAUUUUACCAGAUUAUAAUUUUGGUUAUUUUCCAACAAAUGUACUUUUUUUUUUUUGUGUGAAAUUUUGUGCAUCCCACUGUCUAAUGCAGACUAUUUGCCCAGAGAAAAUCUAGGGUUACAUGUAGAAUUGUUUAAGCAGUUAAGCCUCUGCUCCUGUGCGUCCAACUUGGCUUGUUACCAAUACUUGUCUGUUACUGCACCUAUCAUGCAGCGCUGAGGAACUUGUUGGUGCUUAAUACAUAAUAAUAAUGAUGAUAAUGUUUUAUAUAUUUCCCAAAUAGUAUUUUAAGAUACGCCAAACGUGUUACGGUUUAAGUUAAAUUACAACAAUCAAGUCUUCAUAUAAUUCAGUUAAGUAACAUCACUGAUAUAUAUUUUUUUCUUAUAUUUUCACAGCAAACAGCCAAACUAAUGGAGUUAGCACAGGAGAGACAGGCAGCAGAGCUGAAAACCCUGAAAGAUACGGCUUACAGGUACAGUAUAUCUUAAAGACAAUGAGGAAAUGAUAGCUGACCCCUGACCUGACACCAUUUAUGGCUAAACGGCAUUUCCCAUGAUGCUCUGACAGUCAUCAUUUCUUUAAUUGUCUGUAAGACACGAUUAUAUGCCACCAAAAUUGUCUGGUGUUUUAGCUUAUUAGACGGCACAAUUAAUAUGGGAAAAUUAGUGUUUUUAUUUAAGGUUUUAAUUUUAGCUUUAGGCGUAUGAAGUAAAUGCAGCACGAUGCAUCAUUUUGUUUUAAAACCCAUAAUUAUGAAUGGUAGUGUGCUACUGUAUAAGUGAAGAGAAAAUACAUCAACAUAUAACCACACACUUGCAUAUCUUCUUUAGAAAUAUAGAUAUAUAGAUUUUGUUUAAAUGGAAACACAAGGCUGAUUUUCAUUUUAAUUUGGCAAAACAAUCAAGUCACUUAAUCUAGAAUUCAAUCCAAAAUACCAAGACACACCAAAGUGUGCUGACUUCAUAACGGAGAGUCAGACAGAUGGGUAUAGAAAACAAAGCUUGGUUUACAGAUUCACAACACAUUGAAUCCUUUUGUAUUUCCACUGUAGGGAGUUGUAUGGUGUUUGGCCUCAUCCUAAUCUUUUUGGUAUCUAGCUAUUGGCUUUUUAGCACAGGAAAAAAGAGGGGACAGCCUGUCACACCUGUUCACUGAGAUAUCAUAUGACUCUCUGGUAGGCCAUGCACCAUACAAACCUGUCCAAAGUCUAUAUAUUAUUUAUUUUUUUUAUCAGUUUCUCUGCUUUCUGUAUCCUUUUUGGAUGUAAACCAGCACAGACAAAUAAUAUAUAAAUGGGAAAAUAUAACCCAGAACUUAAAAGACCUGCCUUAUUUCACGAUGAAGAGCAAUCUCUGUGUGCGUAAUGCAGUGCGAGGGUUGGGUGAGGUCCUUGCGCGUAACUGAUGUGUAUUUUUUCAGUGACACUAAACAGAUGAAGAAGAAGCUGGAGGUUAAGAGAAUCGAAAGGCUUGAAUCUGUGAGCAACAAUACAAUGGACAAAGCUGCUCAGGAAAGGUGCUGUUACGUGUCUACUGAUCACACAAUUUUAAGCAGAAAGUUCACUUGUAACAAUGAGUAAUUAAAUAAAACAAAAAUGCUGAGAAAUGAGCCUACAUUGUGACUUUUUAUUCAUAUCACAAUAUGACAGUCUAGAUUGCAGAGAGCGCGAUCCAGAUUGAUUCUGGUCAGUUUUAAUGUGCAUUGUAUCAGAUUUUAUUGUUUAGUGUUAUAUUUGCUGAAUGCUGAUUUGUUUUUUGGCCUGUGUGUUGUCAGGUUAAAGAAGGAGAUGAAUAAUUCCCACAUCCAAGAGGUGGUGCAGGUCCUUCAGAUGGUAAGUGCCAUCAUUAAAAUGUCUAGUAGAUCGUGGUUCUGGUGUGUUACGUGCAUGUUGUGCCUCGAACCUACAGCAUAGUCGGUGCAGCAUGAAACUGUGUCAUGGAUCUGAGCAAGCCAGACAGGACCUGUAAUAAGGCAGUAAUCAUGGAGGGUAAAUAAAACCCACCCAACUAUGUUGGAUUUUAAAUAGUCGUUGUAAUUAAGGUAGGAUUUGGCUAUGUAUAACUGGAGUGCAGAGUUAAAGGAGCACUAUAGUUACUCAGACCACUUCAGCUCAAUGAAGUGGUCUGGGUGCCAGGUCCCCCAGGUUUUAACCCUGCAGCUGUAAACAUCAGCAGUUUCAGAGAAACUGCUAUGUUUACAUUACAGGGUUAAUCCAGCCUCUAGUGGCUGUCUUACUGACAGCCGCGAGAGGCGCUUCCCCAAUGCUCAAUGCGAAAAUCGCAUUGAGCACACAGAACGUCCAUAGGAAAGCAUUGCAAAAUGUUUUCCUAUGUGUGGUUUGAAUGCGCGCGGCUCUGACUGCGUAUUCGGCUCUACUCAGGAGCUGACGUCGGAGGGGGAGGAGAGGUCACCAGCAUAGAGGGAGCCCGGCAUUGGAUUAAGGUAAGUGGCUGAAGGGGGGUCCGGAGGGUGGGGGGGGACCUAAGGACUAUUUAGUGCCAGGAAAACAGGUUUGUUUUCCUGGCACUAUAGUGCUCCUUUAAUCCCGGGCAAAAGGCUGCACACUGCCAUUAACCAUACUCUAAUAGGAGGGGUUAAUAAUUAUACAAACUACACAUACAGAGAUUAAACCAUCUGCUGACAGAGGAAUAAAAACCCUUCGGCAGCUCUAUAGGAUGUCAUGAGCCAACCUGGAAACUAGAGUUCAGGGCUGGCUAAUAUUUUAUUGCGCAGAAUAACCAUCAUUGGCUAAGAACGGUCACCUGACGCUCACAGCCAAUAAAUGAUGACCACUACGGCUUCUGCAGCAGCCAAAAGUCAAUCAGAGCCUGGCAGGGACUCACAUAAAAUCAGUUUGCCCCAUGACCUGGCCAGGAUACUCUUGGUACCAUGUAACUUGAAUUACUCGUGUAACCUGGAGUCUGUAUGUGCAACAUUUCGCUAUGAAACACUGCACAUACAGAGAUUAACCCCUCUGCUGCCGGAGUUGUAACUCCACCGCUGGUAGCAUCAUUAGCGGGAUUUCUGAGAGGUUAAUGUGAAUUCUGUGCAAAUUAGUGUUUUAGCACCAGACAGUCAAUGGUGGCAUGCUUCCAUGCUGCCUAAGUCCUCCGCCCCCCUCUGGUGAGUAAAGACAUCGGGCAGCAUUGAUAACUUGGCUUCAGUGUUGUAGUUAAGUCAUUUUUGCUGUUUUCGUAAUGUUUGGAGUGGAUGCGGUGGAGAAGGGUUACUCUGACCAAAAACAGUAUUUUUAUUAUGUUUUGAAACAUUGUUUUUGGGUUGGAGUAAACCUUUAAAGGAACACUAUAGUCACCUAAAUUACUUUACACUAAAACUGCUUUAUUUAGCUAUAGAUCAUUCCCCUGCAAUUUCACUGCUCAAUUCACUGUCAUUUAGGAGUUAAAUCAAAUUGUUUCUGUUUAUGCAGCCCUAGCCACACCUCCUCUGGCUAUGAUUGACAGAGCCUGCAUGAAAAAAAAAACUGGUUUCACUUUCAAACAGAUGUAAUUUACCUUAAUUUACCUUAAAUAAUUGUAUCUCAAUCUCUAAAUUGAACUUUAAUCACAUACAGGAGGCUCUUGCAGGGUCUAGCAAGCUAUUAACAUAGCAGGGGAUAAGAAAAUCUUAAUUAAACAGAACUUGCAAUAAAGAAAGCCUAAAUAGGGCUCUCUUUACAGGAAGUGUUUAUGGAAGGCUGUGCAAGUCACAUGCAGGGAGGUGUGACUAGGGUUCAUAAACAAAGGGAUUUAACUCCUAAAUGGCAGAGGAUUGAGCAGUGAGGCUACAGGGGCAUGUUCUAUACACCAAAACUGCUGCAUUAAGCUAAAGUUGUGCAGGUGACUAUCAUGUCCCUUUAACUUUAAAAUGCACAACAAAAAAUAACAGCUACACUGAAAAAUAAAACCAGACUUUGGAGGCCUUGGAAAAAGGCAAUAUUUGAAAAUGUAAAACUACUGUAGGCUUGCGGCAUACAGAUUUGUUUUUAUUUUAAAUAUAUUGUCAACAGGACAACUACAGCUAAAUGUAGUUAUUGUUGUCCUAAUGAGUAAUAUGCAAAAAUGUGUAAAAAAAAAAAAAAAUGUGUAAAAUGUUGGAUACUGUGCCUUUAAGAGCUGCAAAACAAAACAGAAGUGAAGGUAUAAAUGCUAAGUGGCAUAUAAAUGCAGUGAAUUUUUUUUCACAAGUCAGCUCCUUGUAUCCAUGCACUAUCCCCUAGAGUGCUCUUCUUGUUAUUAGUUAUAGGUUUUUGUGAAUCCCUAUUAUUUCCAGUCUGAGCGACUUAGUGCCAGUUUAACUCCCUCUCCUCUGUGCACACAAUAGGUUUUUAUCCCAUUGUUGUCCUAAUGCCUAUAGCCUGUCCCUGCAAGCUUUUCAAUGUAAACUCUGCCUUUUCAGAGAAAAGUAUUGUUUACAUUGCUGCCUAGUAACACCUCUAGUGGCAGUCACUCAGACGGCCACUAGAGGUGCUUCCUGGGUCAGUGCUGCACAGUGUAAUUGUAGAGGAAUAGAUAUAGAUGAAUUAUGGGUCAGUGAGUGGCACUGAGGUUCAUCUCCACACAGUGCAUUAGACAUUGAAUGUUCUUUAUAGAGAUGCAUCUCCAUGAGAACAUGUUGAUUGGCAUAGUGUUUUGCUGCACAUGAGUUCCUAUGAGUAAGCAUUACAUUGGCUGAGAUAGUCAUGUUUGAUGAACUCAGCCUAGGAGGCAGAGUGGGGCGGGACCAGCCAAAACAAGCCCUGCAUGCACUAGAAAAAAGGUGAGUUUUACAUUGUUUUUCAAGUAAGCACAGAAGGGCAGAUGGCAUGAAUAGUGAUUUUAAAACUAUGAUGUCAGGAAUGCAUGUUUGUAUUCCUGACACUAUAGAGUUCCUUUAAUACUACUUUCAUAUUUAAUUCAAAUUUUGUUUUAGUUAAUUCAGAAUACGUUUUGUUAAUUUAUAGCUUAGUUUUAUUGCAUGGACAAAUAUAUACCUGUAUCUUUUGGUUUUAGUACUUUAGCAUUUUAGAGAGAUUUCUAUGCAAAUAUGCAAGACCUGUACAUUUAAAAGUAUACUAACUUUAAAAAUUAAAAUGUAUAUUUUUGAACUAACCAGUCAUGAUAGAUUCACUUUAACUGUAAUCUCCACCCAAGGCAAUGAAUAAAACAUUUAUCAUAGAGAUGCAUCAUAUAUUCGGUGUAAAUUUUGUUAGAUAAGAACAUUUCUUACCUUCAGUACAGCUUCUCUAUGGCAUUAUAUUACUGUAACAACAGCCUCCAGCAACACCGGUGUCCUGUCCAUGCUGUGCCUUGAUUUGCUCUGCUUGGUAGACCAAACCUUCUACAUGGCUCAGACACCAGCGCAUAAACCGUGAUAUCAGUUGCCUGUUCCUAUACUCUUUAACCACCACUGGAGUAACCAUAGCAUUCACAGCGCACGCCUUGUGAAAGCCUUUUCUACUCUCUAUCGAUAAAGUCUAUUUUUGUUGUUGAUAUAUACUUAAGCUCUUGUUUACAAACUGUUGUAGUAGUUAUGGUGCCAGGGGUGCUCGGGUACCCCCCCACCCCUCCCCAAUGUAAGUGGUCAAACCAUUUGUUAAUGGUUUGUCAACUUAACCGGGGUUUGCUGGGUUCCAGUCAUUCUCUGUAGAAGCUGAGCCCGGCUGUGCAGGGUUUAGCUCAUUGGCUGAGAGUGAUCAGUUGAUACAGAACUUGGUUCAGAAGUGCAAGCAGAAUCUCUGGGCAGGAGCUUAAAGCACCCAGCAGACCCCAAAAAUUAUUCUCCAGUCAUUAGCAAACACUACUGGUAUGGAAUAGGGCACCAUAACCACUAUACUGUGCUGUAGUAAUUAUGGUGCUUGGAGUGUUCCUUUAAAAGAAAUGGGGCGUAGAUAGCAUUUAGCCUUUUACAAGCAUCUAUAAAGUGUGUUUUAGAAUUUCACUUCAACCAAAUAUUAAAAUAUAAACUAUAUAUUGUACAUGAAAUAAGUCACAAAUGUAUAGAUUAAAUACCGAUUGUACUUCCAUGAACCAGGCACGAUGGAUUUGGGAGCGCUAACUGCAGCGAGUGUGGCUUUAUAUAGGGCGAUGCCUAUUUAUGUCCCAAUUUCUUUUAAUGAUGGAUAUAUCAUAUUGGUUGGCAGUGAUUGCUGUAUGGUUCAUACUUUAUACUACUUCUUUUUAGUUAUCGGAUAAAUGGGACAACCAGCAGAAAAAACUAGAGGAAAAACAGGCGGAGGGUUUACAGAAGAUCAGAAACAACGGAGAGCAGGUAAUAUGUCUACUGCGUGUAAUAAAUGAAAAUGUCAUUAUUCAUUCACGCAAUUCACGUAACAGAUUUCCUCACGUAAGUAACAUUUGUCUGGAUUCUAACCCAACUUGCAAAUGUCUAGUAAAGAAUUCCUUUUUCCAUUGAUCAAAUUUUGGGACUUCAGAGGCUCAAGCUAAAGAUCCCUUAUAAAAGCAGGAGGAGGGAGAUCACAAUGCUCUUCAUGUCAAAGCUGUCAUGAUUCUCCCUAGUCUGUUUUACUGUAACCGAGCCUCAAGCAGCCUUGCAAAUGUAGGGGAGGUUAUGAUGGGCAUCUGACUCCCCUUUCAUCCCGUAAGACAUGCAUCUGUCCUGGAUGUUGUUUUAAACAAAAGAGAAAGUAGUCUCCCUGUGUGAACAAUGCAAAUAACUGACGGAUAUGACAGUAUAUUUGGCACAUGGGAAAACCAUACAUAGAGAAAGCAAGGAGAUACCAAAACAUUAUGAAAAACAACAAACAAUUCAGGCCCUAUACAACAUCUAAUUCAUAAACUCUAAAACAAAUUUUGUUUUUAAAUUACAAUAUUUCUGAAUUAAAGGGACACUACAGGCACCCAGACCACUUCAGCUCAUUAAAGUGGUCUGGGUGCACUGUCCCUUAACCAUGAAAAGGUAAUUAUUGUAGUUUUGAAUAAACUGCAAUAGUUACCUUUGAGGGUUAACUCCACCUUUAGUGACGGACAGCCACUAGAGUGACUUCCAGGUCGUUAGGCGACUUUUGGUUGCUUAACUGAAGCUGGACGUUCUUACACUAUGCAUGAAGACAUGCAGCGUCACCUAAAACCUCAUAUGGCGGAUUUCCUGAUGCCAUCGUCGCGCAUGCAUAUUCGGUUUCCCCCGCUUGCUGAUGUCGACGGGGGAGGAGCCUGAAGUGACAGAAGUGAGUUUUUUUUUAACCCCUUCUGCACCACUGGGGAUGGGGACACUAUAGAGAGCUAUAGUGCCAGGAAGAAAAAAAAAAGAAAAAAGUUUCCUGGCACUAUAGUCUUUGUGAACAGUCCAAAAUGUACAAGGCAUUUAGCAAAUACAUGGGCUCAUUUAACAGGAGAUAAAAGUUAUGGUUAAAUGUGACCUUGCAGGCUGUCCGCAAAAGAGUCCUCAUCUGGAAAUCAGACUGUCAGCUCUGCAGACGAUAUACAGAUGUGUGUGACAUAGCCUAUUGCUUCGAAGCUCCUAUAUUUAUCGAUAUCUCAAAAAGCAAUCAGCCAGUGAUUCCGGCACAUUUUACACAACAAUGUAGCUUGGGAUAGACGAUUAACUAGAUCUACAAUAUGAACAACAUUUUUAUCAAUACUUUUAAGAAAGAUCCAGUUUCUAUCUAACAAUCAGGGACAAUGCAAUUAUAAUACAGAUAUACUUUGCUUCGUCAGGUAGCCUUGUAUAAUAAUGCUAUUUAAAACUACUUGAAAAGGAAAUGAUCUUGGUAGCAUUUAGUUUUAUAGGAGCACAUUAACAUAUUUCCAACAUUGACUUCCUGGGAGUAGUCUGCAUUACCAGCCAGAUCAAACAUUGAGGGUUCUGUAUAGAACAAGUCUGAAAAGUGGAGCAAGUAUGGAAAAAGGGUGAAGUCACUAAUGCACACUGGUUUCCAUAGCGAUUGCCCCACUUUUAGAAUUUGAAAGCACUUUUUUUUUCCCACUUCGUUAUACUGGCCUUAACUUUGAAUUAACUUACAUAUAAAUACAUAAAUGCAGUUACAGAUCCAAAUAGGCAAUGACUUACUUUUUGUGUUGAACAGGCUCAAAAAACAUUCCAAGCAGAAUACGAAGAAAAGCUUACGAAUUUAGGAACUGAAGUGUCAGACUCGGUGCACAGUUGCAUGGUAUCCUUAUUUCCUGUGGAGGCUGCAAUUGUUAAAAAGGACACACAGAAUUGUGCAAUGAACAAGUGGGAAUUUCUCUUCGCAAAAACGGACUUGGGAGAAUCAUUGGCAAAGAAGGAAGCAACCAAUGUGGAAGACAUGACACAAAAAGCCAUGGAUGAGAUUUCUAGUGAAGAUCCAGUGGUGGCCAAGACUACUACAGAGGAUCUAUCUGACAAUGACACAACAACAAUGGCAUUGGCUAAAUCAGCUCAAGUAGAGACCAAAGAUGAAACAGCUAAACUUAUUCCAGAAGAGUCUUCACAUUAAGGUUUCAUGCUGGAUGCAAUCAACUGUUAUUGGGUUCUGAAACACUAGACAUGUUCUCUAUCAAUCUAUCAAGAAAAAAACAAAACUAUUUAUACAACAGUUAUCAUCAAAAGACAAUGUCCUGGUCCAUUAAGUACGUCCGGUAGACACGCCUUCGGUUACACCCAAAGCAGCUUUAUAGAUGUUUAGAUGACUUGCGUACAAAUCCGUUUCAGCUACGUUGAGCCAACUAAAUUCCUGUUAAUCCAUGCCCGGUCAAAUCAAUCCAGCCAGGAUUUACCUGUGUAAUCUUAAGACAAUUUGUUUCGGCAUAAAUCAACUGGAACUUGAUUUGUUUGACACAGCUGAAAAAUAUUUGUGCACAAGUCUAGAGUUUAGAAAUGCUAAUUAUGUUAAUAAUGUUUUUAUUCUCCUCUUGUACAACUAAUACCGCUUUUAUUUAUAUUUAUAUACACACAUACAUGUGCCUUCUUUCUCAUCUGUAGAGACUCCCUUUGCUAUCUUCCUUCAAUCACUUUCUACACAUAUCUAAUACUGCACAAGUACUUUCAGUGUCUGGAUGUGCAGCUAGCAGGAUUUCAUUUCAAACUAAACGACUCAGUGGAAACAAUUGGGGAUAUUUUUAAAGUGGGAUUGUGGAUCAAAGUGCUAAAAGCGAAGCAAUUGCCAUGGAUCCAAUGGAAUGAUUCUGCCGAUUACUCCAUAUACAACACGUUUCUCCACGAUCGCUCUUAAAAGCAAACAUCCCAUAGACCCUCCUGGAAACCACAUGGCCAGAUGGUCAGACUGCAUAAAUACAUUUGCAACACACACUGGUAAAUAGUGAGAUUGGAGUGUUGCAGCUACCUCCUUGGUUGUACAAGAUCAGAGAACUGCAACUAGUUUAACAAUAUUAGUGGCGUUUAUUAAUGGGAAAUGUAUUCCAUUACUGUUUGUGUAUGUCUCUUUAUAUAUACUGUAACUUAAAUAACUUGUUUUCAUAAGUAGCACAAUUAAUGUCUGAUCGAAUAUAUAAAUCAUGCACUCAGUGGGUCCCACAGCUGACUUUUUAUAUUGUGGAAAACGGAGCUGGACUCACUCUGGGUUUUUCAAUAAAAUGUGAUUUUUUUGGAAUUUAAACAGAUUUUGAAAUGUUAGGCCUUCUCUCCAAGUAUCACCUCUCCCAUUUUAUUUACUUGCCUUUAUAUUGUCCUCUUCCUAAAGUUCUCAUUUUGGUUUUCUCCGGUCUUCCUGUUCCAUGAUAUAACAUACUUUUGGAUACCUGGCUGAGUAAAUAAUGAUAAAAUGUAAACAAAAAAUAGAUUGCAAUAACUAAUUGGGCCGCAAUACAAAUUCAUGUGCCACCGCCAUAUAUUGUAUCAAGGUUAUUCAAUAAAGUUUAACUUGUCAGAAAUGCAUCAUUUUUAACCAGAAUAGCAGAUUGGGAGAAUUUUUCUAGUUAAGCUUUAAUUAUUAUUUUUUAAUGAAUAACCCGGAGAGUUUUCGGAUAUAAAACAGGAUGUAAGCAAGGAUAAACGUAGUCUAACGUGUAUAUAUAUACACACCUGAAACCAAUUUGCAAAUAUCUUUUAAAAUGUCCUUGUAUAGACAACCUGCCCCUUCAGUUGUUACAGAAUCCUCUCCCAAUACAUCAAGGUCAUGUAACCUAAAAGAACAGAAGUGUCUGGGAUUACAUAUGUCCGGUGGUAUUUUUUAUAUAUAUUAUAUAAAUAAAUCUUAUGAACAGUUAUGUAUUUAUAUUUUAAACAAGAGAAAAGUCUCUGGUUUCUAUCUAGUUCAUGGUAUGUGAGUUUGUGGCAUUUCCUUUGUGAAAGAUAAAUGGUACUAUAUUUAAGGUAGAUUGUAG
Pelobates cultripes (western spadefoot toad) is the source of this 73392-nucleotide messenger RNA. The record is from the annotation of a GenBank genome assembly. Lineage: Eukaryota; Metazoa; Chordata; Amphibia; Anura; Pelobatidae.